AUGUUAAGACUCGCAUGGACGUCGUCAAAAAAAAGCCGCGUUGACCCAGCUCGCCUGCUAAGUAUCGCUGUCCUGGGAGGUCACCACAAGCGGCACAGCCCAGAGCUGAGUCGGGACAUCAGCGGGCUCACACCACUCCCUGCUAGUGACAAGUCCCCCUCGCUGCUGAGUCCCAGGACGUCCCAAUACUGCUUCAGGUAAAGUAGCUAAUGAAAUGACACAUAACAUGACAAUCGCCUAGGACGUGACAACAGCUUGCAACUGGCUUGUCAAAUUGAUUGAUUAAUCGCUAACUAGCUAACGUUAGCUAGCUAUAAUAAUGCAACAAUUGAUUGGCUAGCUAGCUGUGGAUUACAUCACUGUCUCGUGCCUGCCUGGGGAUCUAGCGGGUCGCCAAGUGGUCUUGCACGAGCUGUUGUUAGUUAGCUAGCUAGCAGGCUAGAUGCCAUUCGCCCUUGGUCUAGCCAGCUAGCUAUUUACCCAAUUAUAAAUAAACCUGAUGAUACCUUUUACAGUGUUGACACGAUUGCUAGUAAACACUGGACAUAACAAUUGGUGAUGCUUUACGGUGUGUUCUGCAGUUUAGAGAACUAAAAGCCAUGCUAGCCAAAAGGCUAGUGUUUUUAGCAUACUUGACAGCCAGCACUGUCUGGUUUGACAGCUGGCACUUGGCUGGGUUCGCGCAUGGAGGAAGUAGCUAGCGAGCUAAGUAGUUACAGUAACUAGCGAUUAUAGUAAGCUGCUACUGUCUAGCCAACACUGAUAUCAUGUAGCACUCAUACCACAUAUGCCAAGUAUGCACGCAAUUCACCCAGCAAUAAUAUUUCUAUAAACAUAAACAACAUGUGACUUAGCUAACAUGAACAGAUCUUAGCAUUGAUGGCACACUCCACAGUAUGUAAUUUGCAGUCAGUCAUUUUGUUGUAGUUUACAAAUAGUUUUCCAAUGAUGUUCAAAGCGCUACAUCUGUGUUUCACUUGAACCACCAGUAUGACUAGCAGAGCCAGUCUGAGUAUGGCGUCUGGGAGUGAGGGGCAGGGCAGCCCCCCGUCCAACCCCCAGAGACCCCCCAACCGCCUGGGACAGGAGAGGUCCCCUUACCUGCUGCAACACGCACACAACCCGGUGGACUGGUGGGUUAGACACACACACACACACACACACACACACACACACACAACCCCGUGGACUGCUGGGUUAGUCCACUUAUUAUUCUCUUUCACCAGUAGGCCUAAUCAAAAACCUUACAAACUACACUGAACAACAAUAUAAACGCAACAUGUAAAGCGUUGGGCCCAUGUUUCAUGAGCUGAAAUAAAAAAAUCCCAGACAUUUUCCAUACGCACAAAAAGCUUAUUGCUCUACAAUUUUGGGCACACAUUUUUUUCAUAUCCCUGUUAGUGAGCAUUUCUCCUUUGCCAAGAUAAUUCAUCCACUUGACAGGUGUGGCAUAUCAAGAAGCUGAUUAAACAGCAUGAUCAUUACACAGGUGCACUUUGUGCUGGGGACAAUAACAGGGCACUUUAAAAUGUGAAGUUUUGUCACACAACACAAUGCCACAGAUGUCUCAAGUUUUGAGGGUGCGUGCAAUGAGCACGCUGACUGCAGGAAUGUCCUAAUUUAUUUAUUUCAAUUGACAGAUUUCCUUAUAUGAACUGUAACUCAGUAAAACUUUGAAAAUGUUGCAUGUUGCGUACAAUUUUUUGUUCAGUGUAUGUAAACAAUGUAAGAUAGUGCCAGUUAAAUACAUGAAUCUAUCCAACCUCCCAGGUAUCCAUGGGGACAAGAGGCAUUUGACAAAGCCAGGAGUGAAGACAAGCCUAUCUUCCUGUCAGUGGGCUACUCUACGUGUCACUGGUGCCAUGUGAUGGAGAGAGAGUCCUUUGAGGAUGAGGAGAUCGGAAAGACCCUCAGUGACAACUUCGUCUGUAUUAAAGUCGACCGCGAAGAGAGACCUGAUGUGGACAAAGUCUACAUGACCUUCGUGCAGGUGUGUGUGUGUGUGUGUGUGUGUGUGUGUGUGUGUGUGUGUGUGUUUAAACAUGUAGUAAAUAAGUCCCCAUAUCUACUGUGUUUAUGUUAAUCUGUGUUGCUGUCCCUGGUCUCUAGGCAACCAGCGGAGGUGGUGGUUGGCCGAUGAGUGUGUGGCUGACCCCUGAUCUACGACCUUUCAUUGGGGGCACCUACUUCCCCCCCAGGGACAGUGGCCGGAGACCUGGACUCAAAACUGUCUUGACCAGAAUUAUGGAGCAGGUAAUAAUAAUGUCCAAGCUGUAUUUGGAAAGUGCUAUUCAUACAUUGAGUUCAAAGUUCAUACAGUGCAUUCGGAAAGUAUUCAGACCCUUUGACUUUUUCCACAUUUUGUUCCGUUAUAGCCUUGUUUUAAAUUGGAUUAAAAAAAAAAAAUUCCUCAUCAAUCUAUACACAAUACCCCAUAAUGACUAAGCGAAAACAGGUUUUUAGAAUUUUACCACAUUUAUAAAAAUUUAAAACAGAAAUACCUUAUUUACAUAAGUAUUCAGACCCUUUGCUAUGAGACACGAAAUUGAGCUCAGGUGCGUCCAGUUUCCAUUGAUCAUCCUUGAGAUGUUUCUACAACUUGAUUGGAGUCCACCUGUGGUAAAUUGAAGUGAUUGGACAUGAUUUGGAAAGGCACACACCUGUCUAUAUACGGUCCCACAGUUGACAGUGCAUGUCAGAGCAAAAACCAAGCCAUGAGGUCGAAGGAAUUGUCCGUAGAGCUCCAAGACAGGAUUGUGUCGAGGCACAUAUCUGGGGAAGGGUACCAAAAAAUGUCUGCAGCAUUGAAGGUCCCCAAGAACACAUUGGCCUCCAUCAUUCUUAAAUGGAAGAAGUUUGGAACCACCAAGACUUUCCCUAGAGCUGGCCGCCUAGCCAAACUGAGUAAUCUGGAGAGAAGGGCCUUGGUCAGGGAGGUGACCAAGAACCCGCUGGUAACUCUGACAGAGAUCCAGAGUUCCUCUGUGGAGAUGGGAGAACCUUCCAGAAGUACAACCAUCUCUGCAGCACUCCACCAAUCAGGCCUUUAUGGUAGAGCGGCCAGACGGAAGCCACUCCUCAGUAAAAGGCACAUGACAGCCCGCUUGAAGUUUGCUAAAAGGCACCUAAAGGACUCUCUGACCAUGAGAAACAAGAUUCUCUGGUCUGAUGAAACCAAGAUUAAACUCUUUGGCAUGAAUGCCAAGCUUCACAUCUGGAGGAAACCUGGCACCAUCCCUACGGUGAAGCAUGGUGGUGGCAGCAUCAUGCUGUCUGGAUGUUUUUCAGCGGCAGGGACUGGGAGACUAGUCAGGAUUGAGGGAAAGAUGAACGGAGCAAAGUACAGAGAGAUCCUUGAUUGAAACCUGCUCCAGAGUGCUCAGGACCUCAGACUGGGGUGAAGGUUCACCUUCCAACAGGACAAUGACGCUAAGCACACAGCCAAGACAACGCAGGAGUGGCUUCGUGACAAGUCUCUGAAUGUCCUUGAGUGGCCCAGUCAGAGCCCGGACUUGAUCCCGAUCGAACAUCUCUGGAGAGACCUGAAAAUAGCUGUGCAAAGGUUUGAACACCCCCUUUCCUGGGGGACAGUUUUAUGACCGGUCGUAAAUUCCUUGCAGAAACUUUAUUUUCCGUGCCAUGCAGUAUUGGGAGAGGGAAAUUCCCUGUGAGACAAAGGAAGUCUUCCCGCCAACAUCCAAAAGUGGAUAAUGAAACAAUAUUCCUACUUAAAAUAAUGUGGGAGAUGGUCUUUGGGGACUUAAAGAACAAUCAUGUUGAAUUCGUUACUAUGUUGUGAUGUCAAUAAAGACGGUGGAACAACAUAACUGUAUCUCUGGGGGUGUACACUUCCCAGUUAUGAGGUUUGCAUCUAAUUGUUGUAUAAAACAAAUGAUUAAGUAAAAUAAUACUUUUGUGAAGAUAACAAUGUGAUUUUAGCAUUCUAGAUGAGAUGAUUGUUUUCCAUAUUGACCACAGUCAGUGGCCAUGCCCAGAUGAGCACAAACAUGAUGGAACACCCUUUUUACACUUGAGUGCAUAAAAAGCCUUGGAAAAACUAAUUAACAUCAGACCAGCAGACGUGAAGCGUGAGCUAAACAUUAUAAAAAUGGUUUAAAACUACAACUCCUUUACCAACCAACCAAAUGGUUGAAUUUCUACAAGACCAAGAAGCGUGAAGCUGAAGCUACACGUUACAAAAUGGUUAGACCAGAAAACGUAAGACGUUAGUUCACACGUUUGAAAUGGAGAAACGCUGAAACUCUCAACGUCUACAUGAGGUGAAGAAGAAGACAAUGCAGUAGUCCUUAUCAUCUCAGUUUGCAGUUGGCAUGUAUAGUCGUCUAGAGAACUUUCACUAAAGACACGAGUUGAGAAGGACAAUCCCGCUCCGACAAUCGCUGGUACAUCUGAAGUACCCAUUCUAACCACCACUACGACCAGAAACUCUACCAAGGACAUUGAAUCGCUGGUGGGCAAACCAGAGUCCUACAUCAUCAACUCAACUAUCGAGGACAGCUACACGUAAAUACAUGUUGCAUUUCUAAUCCGAAUGAGCGUUUAGUGGGGUUUUAAGCAUUUGUAUUUCCGUGAGCGUAGUUUCCAAAGUAACCACGAUAGUUUGAAUCUCUGUCUCUCCCUUCCACUCUGACCCUCCUUCUACCCAAGAAUUCAUGCUAUUGUUAGUCCAGUCCACUAGGGACCUGUUGUCACUGUAUUACAUUACAAUGGCAUACACAUCACUAACAAACUUAAAUGGUCCAUCCACGCAGACAGUGUGGUGAAGAAGGUGCAACAGAGCCUCUUCAAUCUCAGGAGGCUGAAGAAAUUUGGCUUGGCACCUAAAACCCUCACAAACUUUUACAGAUGCACAAUUGAGAGCAUCCUGUCUGGCUGUAUCACCGCCUGGUACGGCACCUGCACCACCCGCAAACACAGGGCUCUCCAGAGGGUGGGGCGGUCUGCCGAACGCAUUACCGGGGGCAAACUACCCGCCCUCCAGGACACCUGCAGCACCCGAUGUCACAGGAAGGCCAAAAAGAUCAUAAAGGACAUCAACCAGCCGAGCCACUGCCUGUUCACCCCGCUAUUAUCCAGAAGGCGAGGUCAGUACAGGUUCAUCAAAGAUGGGACCGAGAAUGAAAAACAGCUUCUAUCUCAAGGCCAUCAGACUGUUAAAUAGCCAUCACUAGCACACUAGAGGCUGCUGCUGCCUAUUGAAAUCACUGGCCACAUUAAGAAAUUGAACACUUUAAUAAUGUUUACAUAUCUUGCAUUACUCAUCUCAUAUGUAUAUACUGUAUUCUAUAAUAUUCUACUGUAUCUUCGUCCAUGCCUCUCUGUCACUGCUUGUCCAUAUAUAUAUAUAUAUAUAUAUAUAUAUAUAUAUGUGUGUUCUUAAAUUCCAUUCCUUACUAGAUUUGUGUGUAUUGGGUAUAUGUUGUGAAAUUGUUAGAUAUUACUUGUUAGAUAUUACUGCACUGUCGGAGCUAGUAGUACAAGCCUUUCACUACACCCGCAAUAAAAUCUGCUAAACACCUGUAUGUGACAAAUACAAUUUGAUUCGAUUUUGUUUUAGUAAUCAAUAACCUGUGUGUUUGUAUUGUGUUAAUAUUUAGUUAGUUAGUAAAUAAAUAAUUAAGCCAAUUUGUGUAUUGCUGAUUCAUCAAUAAGGUUAGGGUUCUUGCAGGCUCAAGGAUUAUGCGACGUUCAAAAUGAGACUGAGGUAAUUAUUUAAUAAGUGACUGUUAUCGAUAUAUAACAUAUAUAUAUAUAUAUAUAUAUAUAUAUCUCUAUAUCUUCUAAGAGUUUAAUUCGGGAGAUGGUAACACGUUAAACAACUUCUUCCGUCAUGCCCCAAAUUCCUAAUGAGUUAAUUGUUACAUUAUUAAUUUAAUCGAGUGACAAUUAAACAUAGUUAGGUGAUUCGAUAAAUAACAGUCAUACAUUAAAGUAAGUCACAUCACGCCAGCUGUAACGUAACAAAAUGUGGAAAGUCAAGGGGUCUGAUUACUUUCCGAAUGCACUGUAUGUGUGUAUACAGUAGCCUACGUAGAUAUGCCAAGUGGCUUGUGGACUGUGAGUGGCAAAGAUAUUAAGGGUAUAGCAACCGUGUGUGUGUUCCACUCACUCAGUGGCAGGAUAACCGUGAAGCGCUGGAGUCAAGUGGUGAGAGAGUUAUAGAAGCUCUGAAGAAGGGAACCUCUAUCGCAGCUAACCCUGGGGAAACCCCACCCCCAGCCCCAGAUGUAGCCAAUCGCUGCUUCGUACAGCUCGCACACUCCUAUGAGGAGGAAUACGGAGGAUUCAGGGAUGCACCCAAGUUCCCCUCACCAGGUACAUCCGCACACAAGAGUCCUCCAGUUCUUUAUUUUUGUCUGUGCAUCUCUGUCUGUCUGACCGUUGCUCUCUCCUCUUUUUAUCUCACGGUCUCUUUCUCUCUCUUUCCCGCUUUCUUUCUGCCUCUCUCUCUCUCUCUCUCUCUCUCUCUCUCUCUCUCUCUCUCUCUCUCUCUCUCUCUCUCUCUCUCUCUCUCUCUCUCUCUGUGUAGUGAAUCUGAUGUUCCUUAUGUCGUUCUGGUCUGUGAACCGUUCGUCCACUGAGGGGGCCGAGGCACUCCAGAUGACUCUACACACGCUCCGCAUGAUGGCCCUGGGGGGCAUCCACGACCAUGUGGCACAGGUGCACACACUCAUUCACACUAACGCCACCUUACCAUCAUUCCUAGGACAUGCUACUCCAGUACACACAGCACACCACAACACAGUUGGCAUGAGCAAGAGUGUAACAUUUAUGUUGUAUUUCUCAUCUUUCUUCAUUCUCUCUCUGUCCCUCUAUCCCCCUUUCUCUCCCUAUUUUCCUCUCUCUCAGGGGUUCCAUCGUUACUCUACAGACUCAUCCUGGCAUGUUCCCCACUUUGAGAAAAUGCUUUAUGACCAGGCCCAGCUGGCUGUGGCCUACAUCAGCGCCUACCAGGUGUGUGUGUGCAUGCGUGUGUUUGUGUGCCAGCCACAUCGUUUAUCCCCUCUCUCUACCAUCAUAAUUUUCCCGCCCAAAAAGUGUUAGUCAGCAGAAUUCACCUAGAUAAAUAAUCUCUGUUAGGGGAUGUCACAUCAUGGGCAGGGUAUCUAUAGCAAUGCGAACCACCGCUGCAAAGUGUGUAAUAUUUUACCUCGAAAGCUGCAGCAGAAGCGAACUUCUUCGUCCGCGUGAGGCUACAAUAACUUGAAUUUCCCGGGGAAGCUGUGAAGUGAGCUGUAGCAUAUUGUGUGAUUAUGUUUAUGAGUCUAUGCAUAGCAAUUAGGGAUGCAUAUUUCGGUAAAUUUUGCUGCCGACUAACUUACCCUCAUUAACUGGUCAACAAACGGUAAAACAAAUGUCAAACAGUAAAAUGACGCAACCAACAGAAAAUACAAUGCAUGCAUACAAGGAAUGGACUUUUUUUAUUAAGAGCUUAAUGAAAACGUACAACAAUAGAAAGCCUAUCGUCUGACAGUCAAAAGGCUAUAGGCAAUUAUUGAACAUGCAACUUCUGUAAUGAAGCAGCUAAUAAAAUGUCAUUUUCAAACAUUUGCCAAAAUGCAAUUAGUGGAAAACACCUUUCUAAACAGCGCACCUAAUGCGAGCGGUUCCAUAUGUGACAAAGAAUAAAAUUGCUGUUAGAAACUUAGAAAGAGGUAGAAUCUAAUGGCAACAACUAGAACUUACAAUGGCUAGCCCCAAGUCGUUACAUGACUCCUGCGUGCUUUGUUGACUAUGAACUUGCUUGUUUACUGAACUGUGGGACAGACUAUGUUUGUUUCCACACUCAGGACUCUGACUCUCUAUUGGUUACACGGACACUUGGCCUCCCAUCGUAUUCUAACCACCCUUCGCCGGCUUUGUAUUCAUGUUACCUGAUGAAAUUGCUGCAUAAUAUGAUCUUGUUGCCAUCUGAUGCACACUCAAAUGUCAUAAAAAAGCAACACUGCAGAGCUCUCCCUGUUGUCUGCCGUGCCCUGAUUGUAUUACUGCUGAUGAUAUCUGGGAAUGUGCAUGUACACCCUGGCCCAUCUACUGUUGCUAGUCCCAAUUCUGACUUGUGCUCUGAUAUCUGUUUCACUGAUUUCAGCUCUCGUAAAAGCCUGGGUUUUCUGCACGUUAACACUAGAAGCUUAUUACCUAAAAUUGAUCAAUUGAAAGUGUGGGUUCAUAGCUCCAAUCCAGAUUUGUUGGUUAUUAUUGAGACGUGGUUAAGAAAGAGGUGUUUUGAACACUGAUGUUAACCUUUCUGGUUAUAGCCUUUUUCAGCAAGACAGAUCUUCCAAAGGUGGUGGAGUGGCAAUCUUUACCAAGGAACACCUUCCUUCAUGAGGGGGGCCUCUGUAAAUUGGUAUAGAAUCAGCUUGAUCCCCUCUGUCGAAGACGCUUGGACCUUCUUUUUGAUAUUUUCAGUGGUAUUGUUAACAAACACGGCACUAUAAAGAAAAUGAGAAUUAAAAACAGGUUCAGCCCCUGGCUUGACCGUGAUCUGGCAGAGUUACUCCACCUCAAGAAUUCCAUUUGGUGAAAGGCUCGGCACACGCAUACUCAGGAUGACUGGCUCUCGUUCAGGCAAAUGAGAAAUAAGUGCACUCAGGCUAUCCGGAAGGCCAAAGUCAGUUACUUUAAGGAGCAGUUCUCUCUCUGUGGGUCUAACCCCAAGAAGUUCUGGAAAACGGUUAAAGACCUGGAGAAUAAACCCUCCUCCUCACAGCUGCCCAUGUCCCUUAAUGUUGAUGAUGUGGUUGUUACUGACAAGGAGCGCAUGGCUGAGCUCUUUAAUCACCACUUCAUCAAGUCAGGUUUCCUAUUUGACUCAGCCAUACCUCCUUGCCCGUCCUCAUCUCCCAGCUCUUUUAAUGCGACUAGCCCCAAUGCUCCUCCCCCUUUUCCCCCUGCCCCGCUACAUAGUUUCUCCCUACAGGCGAUCACUGAGUCUGAGGUCUCCUUAAACUUGACCCCAAAAAAACAUCUGGGUCAAAUGGUUUAGAUCCUUUCUUCUUCUAGCCUGUCUCUCCUCUCUGGGGAGGUUCCCAUUGCUUGGGAGGCAGCCUCAGUGCGUCCUUUAUUUAAAGGGGUAGAUCAAGCUGAUCUUAACUGUUAUAGGCCAGUUUCUAUUUUGCCCUGUAUAUCAAAAGUGCUGGAAAACUUUGCAAUAAUCAACUGACUGGCUUUCUUGAUGUCUAUAGUAUUCUAUCUGGUGUGCAAUAUGGUUUCCGUUCAGGUUAUGGAUGUGGUGUGAUUACUACCUCUGAGGGUUUAGAGCUUGAGGUAGUCACCUCAUACAAGUACUUGGGAGUAUGGCUAGACGGUACACUGUCCUUCUCUCAGCACAUAUCAAAGCUGCAGGCUAAGGUUAAAUCUAGACUUGGUUUCCUCCAUCGUAAUCACUCCUCUUUCACCCCGGCUGCCAAACUAACCCUGCUUCAGAUGACCAUCCUACCCAUGAUAGAUUACAUAGACGUAAUUUAUAGAUCGGCAGGUAAGGUUGCUCUCGAGCGGCUAGAUGUUCUUUAUCAUUCGGCCAUCAGAUUUGCCACCAAUGCUCCUUAUAGGACACAUCACUGCACUCUAUACUCCUCUGUAAACUGGUCAUCUCUGUAUACCCAUUGCAAGACCCACUGGUUGAUGCUUAUUUAUAAAACUCUCUUAGGCCUCACUCCCCCCUAUCUGAGAUACCUACUGCAGCCCUCAUCCUCCACAUACAACACCCGUUCUGCCAGUCACAUUCUGUUAAAGGUCCCCAAAGCGCACACAUCCCUGGGUCGCUCCUCUUUUCAGUUCGCUGCAGCUAGAACCUGGAACGAGCUGCAAAAAACACUCAAACUGGACAGUUUUAUCUCCAUCUCUUCAUUCAAAGACUCAAUUAUGGACACUCUUACUGACAGUUGUGGCUGCUUCGCGUGAUGAAUUGUUGUCUCUACAUUCUUGCCUUUGUGCUGUUGUCUGUGCCCAAUAAUGUUUGUACCAUGUUUUGUGCUGCUACCAUGUUGUGCUGCUGCCAUGUUGUGUUGCUACCAUGUUGUUGUCAUGUGGUGUUGCUACCAUGCUGUGUUGUCAUGUGUUGCUGCCAUGCUAUGUUGUUGUCUUAGGUCUCUCUUUAUGUAGUGUUGCGGUGUCUCUCUUGUCGUGAUGUGUGUUUUGUCCUAUAUUUUAAUUUUUAAUCCCAGCCCCCGUCCCCGCAGGAGGCCUUUUGCCUUUUGGUAGGCCGUCAUUGUAAAUAGGAAUUUGUUCUUAACUGACUUGCCUAGUUAAAUAAAGGUUCAAUAAAAAAACGAUAAAAACAACAACUAGUAUGUGUUGCUAAUAUGACUAGGAUUGUGCCUUUGGCUUCUGGACAGCGAAAGAAAGUUAAUAUGAAAACCAAUAGAACAGGAGAGAAAUGCUGGUUAAUGGCUUGAGGAAGUCUUUUUUAAAUAAUUGCCUCCACAUUUCUAUGGUUGGAUUUGGAUAGGCUACUUUAAUUAUUUGAAGUAAAGUAAAACGUUCAGGUUUCAAACAAUUAUACUGCCUCAAGCUCACAUUGUAAAGUGGUGGGUGAUGCGCUGAUAGCCUGCCUACCAUUGACUAUAGCCUAUGCACUCGAAUGGCGAUUGAGAUUCACACUUUAAUUAUGAGUUAAGAUUGAGAAAUAAAAAUAGUAGCUCUUUUUAAUCGUGGCCAUCAAAACAGUUUUUAACACGCGAGUGCAUUUAGAAUUGUUAUUUGUUUGCGCAAUGACUGGGUUUAUAAAAGCACGUUUCACUCCAGGACCAACUUUUUGAGUAGGUUCUCUCGCGCUGUCUGACAGGUGAUGGGCCAUUCCCUUCCUCAAACUAGGCUCUGUAUGCUGUGCGCGUGUGAUAAAAAAGCUACACGACAACUAAUGAAAAAAUACACUCGCCAAUUUAAUUCCACGAAAUUAUGCUAAUUAACCUAUAGGCCAAUAAGCACGACCGGUCAAAUGUAUUUAAAGCGGCUAACCGUUAUCCCUAAUAGCAAUGUAUAGGACCAUAGAUGUGUCCCCUACUGUGUUGGUGGUACAGUAGAAGAAAUCAACACUGUAGUACAGUAGAAUACGCCAACAAGAGUGUCCUCUUCACUGAUGUAUUUUUCAUCUUAAAGAGGUAAAAGGAUUCACUGUAAAGCCAGCCUCGGCGCGUAAGAUAGGGAUAUAAAAAUAUGCCCCCCUAGACACAACUAUGACAAAACAACCAACAAAAACAGGUCACAACUGCUGCAGGUCUGUCGCACGCUGGGUCUUUACAUAAUCAAUGGUACAGUGGGGAGAACAAGUAUUUGAUACACUGUUGAUUUUGCAGGUUUUCCUACUUACAAAGCAUGUAGAGGUCUGUAAUUUUUUAUCAUAGGUACACUUCAACUGUGAGAGACGGAAUCUAAAACAAAAAUCCAGAAAAUCACAUUGUAUGAUUUUUAAGUAAUUAAUUUGCAUUUUAUUGCAUGACAAGUAUUUGAUACAUCAGAAAAGCAGAAUUUAAAAUUUGGUACAGAAACCUUUGUUUGCAAUUACAGAGAUCAUACGUUUCCUUUAGGUCUUGACCAGGUUUGCACACACUGCAGCAGGGAUUUUGGCCCACUCCUCCAUACAGACCUUCUCCAGAUCCUUCAGGUUUCAGGGCUGUCACUGGGCAAUACGGACUUUCAGCUCCCUCUAAAGAUUUUCUAUUGGGUUCAGGUCUGGAGACUGGCUAGGCCACUCCAGGACCUUGAGAUGCUUCUUACGGAGCCACUCCUUAGUUGCCCUGGCUGUGUGUUUUGGGUCGUUGUCAUGCUGGAAGACCCAGCCACGACCCAUCUUCAAUGCUCUUACUGAGGGAAGGAGGUUGUUGGCCAAGAUCUUGCGAUACAUGGCCCCAUCCAUCCUCCCCUCAAUACGGGGCAGUCAUCCUGUCCCCUUUGCAGAAAAGCAUCCCCAAAGAAUGAUGUUUCCACCUCCAUGCUUCACGGUUGGGAUGGUGUUCUUGGGGUUGUACUCAUCCUUCUUCUUCCUCCAAACAUGGCGAGUGGAGUUUAGACGAAAAAGCUAUAUUUUUGUCUCACCAGACCACAUGACCUUCUCCCAUUCCUCCUCUGGAUCAUCCAGAUGGUCAUUGGCAAACUUCAGACGGGCCUGGACAUGCGCUGGCUUGAGCAGGGGGACCUUGCGUGCACUGCAGGAUUUUAAUCCAUGACUGCGUAGUGUGUUACUAAUGGUUUUCUUUGAGACUGUGGUCCCAGCUCUCUUCGGGUCAUUGACCAGGUCCUGCCGUGUAGUUCUUGGCUGAUCCCUCACCUUCCUCAUGAUCAUUGAUGCCCCAAGAGGUGAGAUCUUGCAUGGAGCCCCAGACCGAGGGUGAUUGACCGUCAUCUUGAACUUCUUCCAUUUUCUAAUAAUUGCGCCAACAGUUGUUGCCUUCUCACCAAGCUGCUUGCCUAUUGUCCUGUAGCCCAUCCCAGCCUUGUGCAGGUCUACAAUUUUAUCCCUGAUGUCCUUACACAGCUCUCUGGUCUUGGCCAUUGUGGAGAGGUUGGAGUCUGUUUGAUUGAGUGUGUGGACAGGCGUCUUUUAUACAGGGAACGAGUUCAAACAGGUGCAGUUAAUACAGGUAAUGAGUGGAGAACAGGAGGGCUUCUUAAAGAAAAACUAACAGGUCUGUGAGAGCCGGAAUUCUUACUGGUUGGUAGGUGAUCAAAUACUUAUGUCAUACAAUAAAAUGCAAAUUAAUUACUUAAAAAUCAUACAAUUUAAUUUUCUGGAUUUUUGUUUUAGAUUCCGUCUCUCACAGUUGAAGUGUACAGUGGGGAAAAAAAGUAUUUAGUCAGCCACCAAUUGUGCAAGUUCUCCCACUUAAAAAAAUGAGAGAGGCCUGUAAUUUUCAUCAUAGGUACACGUCAACUAUGACAGAUAAAAUGCCUAUGAUAAAAAUUACAGACCUCUACAUGCUUUGUAAGUAGGAAAACAUGCAAAAUCGGCAGUGUAUCAAAUACUUGUUUUCCCCACUGUAGGUCCUAUAUUUGGGAGGUGUGCGAUCAAGUGCAAGAGGUUGUUUUUUUAAAGAGGGUGUCUACAGUGGUUGGCUCAGAAUACAGUUGAGUUAUCGUUGCUAUGUUGUUGUGGGUGCAGGUCUCAGGAGACUGGUGCAAUGUUGUUAAUUACAGUAGCCUAUGGUUGGUUGGUUGGGGUCCGGUUGUGUCACAGUUGCAGUGUGAUACAGUGGGGGGAAAAAAAGUAUUUAGUCAGCCACCAAUUGUGCAAGUUCUCCCACUUAAAAAGAUGAGAGAGGCCUGUAAUUUUCAUCAUAGGUACACAUCAACUAUGACAGACAAAUUGAGAAAAGAAAAUCCAGAAAAUCACAUUGUAGGAUUUUUAAUGAAUUUAUUUGCAAAUUAUGGUGGAAAAUAAGUAUUUGGUCACCUACAAACAAGCAAGAUUUCUGGCUCUCACAGACCUGUAACUUCUUCUUUAAGAGGCUCCUCUGUCCUCCACUCGUUACCUGUAUUAAUAGCACCUGUUUGAACUUGUUAUCAGUAUAAAAGACACCUGUCCACAACCUCAAACAGUCACACUCCAAACUCCACUAUGGCCAAGACCAAAGAGCUGUCAAAGGACACCAGAAACAAAAUUGUAGACCUGCACCAGGCUGGGAAGACUGAAUCGGCAAUAGGUAAGCAGCUUGGUUUGAAGAAAUCAACUGUGGGAGCAAUUAUUAGGAAAUGGAAGACAUACAAGACCACUGACAAUCUCCCUCGAUCUGGGGCUCCACGCAAGAUCUCACCCCGUGGGGUCAAAAUGAUCACAAGAACGGUGAGCAAAUCAUCCCAGAACCACACGGGGACCUAGUCAAUGACCUGCAGAGAGCUGGGACCAAAGUAACAAAGCCUACAAUCAGUAACACACUACGCCGCCAGGGACUCAAAUCCUGCAGUGCCAGACGUGUCCCCCCUGCUUAAGCCAGUACAUGUCCAGGCCCGUCUGAAGUUUGCUAGAGUGCAUUUGGAUGAUCCAGAAGAGGAUUGGGAGAAUGUCAUAUGGUCAGAUGAAACCAAAAUAGAACUUUUUGGUAAAAACUCAACUCGUCGUGUUUGGAGGACAAAGAAUGCUGAGUUGCAUCCAAAGAACACCAUACCUACUGUGAAGCAUGGAGGUGGAAACAUCAUGCUUUGGGGCUGUUUUUCUGCAAAGGGACCAGGACGACUGAUCCGUGUAAAGGAAAGAAUGAAUGGGGCCAUGUAUCGUUAGAUUUUGAGUGAAAACCUCCUUCCAUCAGCAAGGGCAUUGAAGAUGAAACAUGGCUGGGUCUUUCAGCAUGACAAUGAUCCCAAACACACCGCCCGGGCAACGAAGGAGUGGCUUCGUAAGAAGCAUUUCAAGGUCCUGGAGUGGCCUAGCCAGUCUCCAGAUCUCAACCCCAUAGAAAAUCUUUGGAGGGAGUUGAAAGUCCGUGUUGCCCAGCGACAGCCCCAAAACAUCACUGCUCUAGAGGAGAUCUGCAUGGAGGAAUGGGCCAAAAUACCAGCAACAGUGUGUGAAAACCUUGUGAAGACUUACAGAAAACGUUUGACCUGUGUCAUUGCCAACAAAGGGUAUAUAACAAAGUAUUGAGAAACUUUUGUUAUUGACCAAAUACCUAUUUUCCACCAUAAUUUGCAAAUAAAUUCAUUAAAAAUCCUACAAUGUGAUUUUCUGGAUUUUUUUUUCUCAUUUUGUCUGUCAUAGUUGACGUGUACCUAUGAUGAAAAUUACAGGCCUCUCUCAUCUUUUUAAGUGGGAGAACUUGCACAAUUGGUGGCUGAUUAAAUACUUUUUUUCCCCACUGUAUGUUGUCUUCCCUGGUUGUAGGCCUCAGGGGGACUUGUUGUAUAAAGGUUGCAUUAUGUUGUGUUCUGUGGGUACAGAUCUCAUGGGAAUGGUUGUGGUAUGCUUGUGUCAUGGUUGCAGUGUGAUUAUGUGAUAUGUUGUCUUGUGUGGGUGCAGGUGUCGGGGGAGCAAGUCUUUGCUGACGUGGCCCGGGAUAUUCUCCUCUACGUCUCCAGAGACCUCAGUGACAAGGUGAGACAUCUCCCUCCUACCUCAUUAACAUUUACAUUACAUUUUAGUCAUUUAGCAGAAGCUCUUAUCCAGAGCGACUUACAGUUAGUGAGUGCAUACAUUUUCAUACUGGCCCCCCAUAACACCUCUGUGUGUGUGUGUGCACAUGCGCUCAUGCAUGUGUGUGUGGGGGCGUGUGUGUGAGGGCCAGGUAUCGCACUCUUUUGAAAAAUGCCCCUGGAUUCCUAUCAAUGUCAACCCGUUUCUUCCUCUCCCUGCUCUCUGCCCAGGCAAGGCGGCGGCCAUCUUAGUUUGAUUAAUGUCUCGACAGCCCAGAACAGAGCACACAAUUAAAACCACACUCAUUGAGAUCUUUAUAUUCACCAAGAUUUCUUAUGCAGUUAUACGGUAAGGAAUUAUGCUAGGAAGGUAAUUUACCACGGAUACUGUUUCUUUUAUACGGCUGCCUCUGACAGGGCUUUCCCUCGAAAGCCCAGAGUCAUUAUCGCAGAGAGAAUACAGAGAAUGUGCAGACAAUGGACAAUUGAGUUGGCAUGAAUUUUCCUAGUUUCUAGUUAAUUUACCUACUGUUAUACAGAGAAGUUGCAUAUUAUCUACCUCUAAUCUCAUGUCCUGUGGGCAGUGGUGGGCACAAACAGCAGUUGAUGACUGAACCUUUGUUUUUUCAUACGAUUGUUAGGUAAUAGGUUAGGUAGUUUAGACAGCGCUACAGCUCGCUACCGCAUCCACACUCCAUUCCCCUAGGGGGCAGCAGCAACCUUGUCCAGAUGCUGAGCCUGGUUGAAAAGCACAUCAGGUGCUGCCAAUUAGGUUGGUCGUCGGUCCCAGCUUGCAAUCCGCGAGGCUGCUGGUUUUGUGUUUGGUGGCCAUGAGGCCUUUCGUUUGUUUUUGUCUUUAGUUUCGGCAUGCCUUUUGGUAUUUUCAUUUUUGGACAUAUUUAUGUUUCGCCACCAUCUGAACAAAUAAUAAUCAGUUUGGACUGGCCGACCAAGAGGUCAAGAGAGACAGAGCUGGCCCUGGACCAAGGUAAAGUUGCUGUCUCCUGGGUACAUGCAUUCAACACCUGGUCGCAUACGAUUACUUUUCACAUUAAUGCACACAUUUAUUCAGGUUACAGACCAUGUAACUGAGUGCAACAAUAUCCUUCGGCAAGUUCUUGGUUUCGUAAUCCAUUACAUCAACAAAACAAAAAAAAUUCAACCCAAAGAUCAUGACCGGAACAUUGGUUUAAGAUCCAUUACAUUUAUCAUACAGAAAAGUAUAUUAACACAUUGUUCUCCAAACACCCCUUCUCUCUCUCUUGGGAGUUUAGUCCGGGGGCUUCUACAGUGCUGAGGACGCAGACUCUCUCCCUGCUGCGGGGGGGAGUGAAAAGAGGGAGGGGGCGUUCUGUGUGUGGAUGGGGUCAGAGAUCAGAGAACUACUUCCUGUUGUGGUGGAGGGAGCAACAGGAGGCGCUACAGAGGCUGACAUCUUCAUGCACCACUACGGGGUCAAAGAACAAGGCAACGUGGACAUGGAACAGGUGUGUGUGUGCGCAAGCUUGUUCGUCCCCACGAUAGACCUUGUCCUAAGUAUCUUUUAAAUUAUCAUAAACAUUUAUCUUCUGUGUAUCUUCUGUAAUUAUCUUCUGUGUCUGUAAGGACCCUCAUGGGGAGCUGCAGGGCCAGAACGUGUUGAUCGUGCGUUACUCUGUGGAGCUUACAGCUGCACGCUUUGGCCUCAGUGUAGAGAAGGUUUCUGAGCUACUGGCCUCCGCUAGAGCCAAGCUGGCCGAAGUCAGGAAGAGUCGUCCGGCCCCUCACCUCGACACCAAGAUGCUGGCCUCCUGGAACGGUAAGGGUGCACGUGUAUACACACCCACCCACCCACCCACCCACCCACCCACCCACACGCACUGCCCCCAGGUCUCCAUCUGAUGCAGGAGUGUAUCAGUAUCUGCGAGGUAAUGAAGCUAGGCGAUUUCAGGAACCCUUCCAUUAAUUAGUCAAUCACUUCAUUAAUCAGCUGUCCCCCAGGGCAGGCAGCACUCUGCUGGGGCUUUGAUGACUGGGCUGCUCCCUACCAAUGCUUUGAUACUGACAUGAAAGAUGGAGGGAGGGAUAGAGGGAAGGAGAGAAGAGGAACCCAGCGACAAGGGGAACUUCAAAGCCUGGUAAUCACCAAGUUUCUACUGAACUGCCACCUCACAGUGUCACUGAGCUGCUCCAGAGAGAGAUAAUGAUACAGAGUUCCAGUAUGGGACAACAUCACAGAAUUCCAUUGAAACCAUGUUGCUGGCAGGUGCUUGAUAAUAUUUUGGGUUUGGCAUUAUGACAAUGGGUUUCAUAACCCCCCUCCCCCCUCCCUCUGCCCCCCUCCCUUUCUCUCGAUCUCUCUCCUCGCAUAUCUCUCUCUUUCUUGCUCUCUCUCUCCAGGUCUGAUGUUAUCAGGCUUUGCGCGUGUCGGUGCUGUGCUGGAUGACAAGGCUAUGCUGGAGAGAGCGGUGCAGGCCGCUCGCUUCCUAAAGGAGCACCUGUGGGACGUGGAACGACAGAUCAUGCUUCGCUCCUGUUACCGUGGAGACGAGAUGGAGGUGGAGCAGGGGUAAGAUGGGGGGAUAAUAAUGAGGAUGUUUAGUUAACAAAUCAUAACUUCAGUACUUCACAUCAAUGUGUGAUUUGCGCACAAGUUUCAGUUAUAUGCUCAUAUCUCAAGUGAGGAAUGGACUGAAUUGGGCGGGUAGGUGACAACACAUGAGGACCUCUCACCAACAUCAAUUUGACCCCAUGUUAUAUAAGUUUCACAAACUAACACACAAAUAAAAGAAAAUUGUAUUUGUCACAUGCUUCUUAAACAGCAGGUGUAGACUAACAGUGAAAUGCUUACUUACGGGCCCUUCCCAAAAGAAAUAAUAGAAAAAUAAUAACACAAGGAAUAAAUACACAAUGAGUAACAAUAACUUGGCUAUAUACACGGGGUACCAAUACCGAGUCAAUGUGCAGGGGUACGAGGUAAUUGAGGUAGAUACAGUGUAUGUACAUAUAGGUAGGGAUAAAGUGACUAAGUAACAGGAUACAUAAUAAACCCUAACAGCAGCGUAUGUGAUGAGUCAAGAGUUAAUGCAAAAAAAGGGUCAAUGCAGAUAGUCCUGGUAGCUAUUUGGUUAACUAUUUAACUAACUAUUUAGCAGUCUUAUGGCUUGGGGGUAGAAGCUGUUCAGGGUCCUGUUGGUUCUAGACUUGGUGCAUCAGUUCCGCAUGCCAUGCGGUAGCAGAGAGAACAGUCUAUGACUUGGGUGACUGGAGUCUUUGGCAAUUUUUAGGGCCUUCCUCUGACACCGCCUGGUAUAGAGGUCCUAAAUGGCAGGGAGCUCAGCCCCAGUGAUGUACUGGGCCGUACGCACUACCCUCUGUACCGCCUUGCGGUUGGAUGCCAAGCAGUUUCCUGUAGUCCAAGAUCUGCUCCUUUGUCUUGCUGAUGUUGAGGGAGAGGUUGUUGUCCUGGCACCACACUCAUUGUCAUCGGUGAUCAGGCCUACCUCCGUUGUGUCGUCAGCAAACUUAAUGAUGGUGUUUGAGGCGUGUGCGGCCACACAGUCGUGGGUGAUCAGGCAAUACAGGAGGGGACUAAACACGCACGCUUGAGGGGCCCCCGUGUUGAGGGUCAGCAUAGUAGAUGUGUUGCUGCCUACCCUCACCACCUCGACGCGAGCAUAGAAGGUAUUUAGCUUGUCUGGUAGGCUCACGUCACUGGACAGCUCGCGGCUGGGUUUCCCUCUGUAACUGUGGGGACGACGUCGUCGAUGCACUUAUUAAUAAAGCCUGAUGUGGUGAACUCCUCAAUGCCAUCGGAUGAAUCCCGGAACAUAUUCCAGUCUGUACUAGCGAAACAGUCCUGUAGCUUGUCAUAGAGGUGGAUAUUGUAUUAUGUCCUUGAUAAUGUCCUUGAAGGCUCUGGAUCCGCCAUACACACUGGCUGGUAGGUGGGGGACUAACACACGGUUGAUCCAGGUGUUGUGGUUAUGUUCCUGCCCCAGAUGCCAUGAGUGAGCGAAUGUGUUCGCAAACCGUGUGUAGUGCCCUAUGAAAUCCGUAUUUAUUUUUUGCCUGGUUCCGUUUAGUUUUUUCCCAAAUUCCAUUUUCUCGGUUUAGUUUUUUCCAGGUUUCAGAUUUCCCCAGCUUUUUCACCUUUAUAAAUAGAAAAACAAGUAAAUUGGAUGUUCAAAGUAUUUGAACCACAUCAGGAGACUACUUUUGAAGUCUGGCAAAAUUUUGGUUUUGGAGUGCAGUUAACCUUUAAUUUAAGUGUGCACUAGAGUGCUGCACGGACAUGAAUUUUAAGCCCGAACCUCACCCAUGCCCGCGAGGUUCAGACCCUACCCAGGCCUGAUUGCUUCUGCCAAAUUUAAGGCCCAACCAAAAAUCAGAAAUAACUUCCUUCUUUAGUAAAAACAUUAGCUGCUUCUCUCUGUGUGUCACCCGCUCCCGACGUGCAGCUCGCUCAUGGCCCUUUGAGUCUAUAAGUAUCCAUAGCAAUGGCACCGCUUGGGCUGCUCUGCUCAAUGAAGAGACAUGAGAGAGCAGUUAGCUGUUAGCUACUUUUCGUCACUCAGACAUAACUCAAGGAACAUUAUUUUCUGUGAAAUAAUCUCUCCUGUCUUAUAUUUGACGAGGUUGAAGCACUUAUGAUCUUAGUCAGAUAUGACUGUACUGCGCAGCAGAGAAUGGCUCAGCUUCAAAAUGUUAGUGACCAAUUUAGUGAUACCCGAGCCCUGCCGGUACCCUAGUUAUUGAUGGCAGGCCCUACCCAGCCCUAACCCGAUGUGCAGUUGGCUUUUCAGAAAGUUGCAUGGAAUCCUAAUCACUAAUGCAUUUAGUUAAUGUCUUAUGAUAAACCUGGGCAAAUUAAUUAAUUUUCAACAUUUAGUUGAUUUCCUACUAAUUUCAAUACAUUUUAGAUAUUGUUGAAUUCCGUUUUAAUGUCUGGAUUCCAUGUUUCCGUCCGCAUUCUCCGCAACAUAGAUUUUAUAGGGCCCUAAAUGUGGAAAUGCCACUGAAUCUGCAGAAAACCACACCAGGAACCCGCACACAUGCGUGAACACAUGCAUACACACUCACACACACUGGCCUGGUUCCAGUGGUCCUGUCUCAUUCGUACUAGUCAUUAGGGAUGUAACGAUUCAUCGAUACGCCAUCGUUCCCCGGCUCAAAUGUUUAAGAUAUUAAUGCAUAUGUCCACGGGACCCCAAACGUAUCCAAAUGUAUCAUGCAUCGGUCAGGAAAUUGAAUCAAACGUUACGAAUCACCGGUUCACAAUUUUUUGGAUGUUGCACAAAUUACUUUCUCUCUACUAUCUGAAAAUACCUAAUCUUUUGUGACUUCACAUUUUGCGUGCCGAACAACCCCAGGCAAUAUCAGUAGACUAGUCAAACUGUGGGCUGUACUCAGCUUCGCACGUUGACCAACGAGAGGUAGGCCUAUUCCUGAUCUGGUACAUCUGCGUGUCACAUUCAGCAUUUAAAUGUUUGUAAAAUUGCUUGCGCAAUAUUGGGCUUUAUUAUUUGAGUGACAACCUAUGUAAUUUGCUAGGUUACUUUUAUAAAAUGCCUGACAUCCCGCCGGAGACACAACUCUCAUCUGGCUAUACAUGCCGAUCGGGGCUUAGCCUACAUUCACUUAUUUUUUGUUGUUGUUGCUUGAAACAAUCAGUAUAUAUGGUCAUUUUUAGAUAUACAGUUGAAGUCAGAAGUUUACAUACACCUUAGCCAAAUACAUUUAAACUCUGUUUUUCACAAUUCCUGACAUUUAAUCCUAGUAAAAAUUCCCUGUUUUAGGUCAGUUAGGAUCACCACUUUAUUUUAAGAAUGUGAAAUGUCAGAAUAAUAGUAGAGAGAAUUAUUUCUUUCAGCUUUUAUUUCUUUCAUCACAUUCCCAGUGGGUCAGAAGUUUACAUACACUCAAUUAGUAUUUGGUAGCAUUGCCUUUAAAUUGUUUAACUUGGGUCAAACGUUUUGGGUAGUCUUCCACAAGCUUCCCACAAUAAGUUGGGUGAAUUUUGGCCCAUUCCUUCUGACAGAGCUGGUGUAACUGAGUCAGGUUUGUAGGCCUCCUUGCUUGCACACACUUUUUCAGUUCUGCCCACACAUUUUCUAUAGGAUUGAGGUCAGGGCUUUGUGAUGGCCACUCCAAUACCUUGACUUUGUUGUCCUUAAGCCAUUUUGCCACAACUUUGGAAGUAUGCUUGGGUUCAUUGUCCAUUUGGAAGAUCCAUUUGCGACCAAGCUUUAACUUCCUGACUGAUGUCUUCAGAUGUUGCUUCAAUAUAUCCACAUAAUUUUCCUUCCUCAUGAUGCCAUGUAUUUUGUGAAGUGCACCAGUCCCUCCUGCAGCAAAGCACCCCCACAGCAUGAUGCUGCCACCCUCAUGCUUCACGGUUGCGAUGGUGUUCUUCGGCUUGCAAGCCUUCCCCUUUUUCCUCCAAACAUAACGAUAGUCAUCAUGGCCAAACAGUUCUUUUUUUGUUUAAUCAGACCAGAAGCUGUUGAAAGGCACAGUCAACUUAGUGUAUGUAAACUUCUGUCCCACUGGAAUUGUGAUACAGUGAAUUGUAAGUGAAAUAAUCUGUCUGUAAACAAUUGUUGGAAAAAUUACUUGUGUCAUGCACAAAGUAGAUGUCCUAACCGACUUGCCAAAAGCCAAAACUAUAGUUUGUUAACAAGACAUUUGUGGAGUGGUUGAAAAACAAGUUUUAAUGACUCCAACCUCAGUGUAUGUAAACUUCCGACUUCAACUGUAUAGGGUAAAGUAGAUAACUUCAUAACAAGGACAGCAAUCACUUUUGCUACCCGCACUGCAUGGUCGAAGUGGGAGAAGAAGAGAAGCUCAUUCCCAGGGUCAGUCAAAACUUCCAAACGGUCUAAACCAUUCAAUUAUUAGACGGGGGUGAAAUCCAAAGUAGCGCUAUACAGUUGAAGUCGGAGGUUUACAUACACUUAGGUUGGAGUCAUUAAAACUCGUUUUUCAACCACUCCACACAUUUCUGGUUAACAAACUAUAGUUUUGACAAGUCGGUUAGGACAUCUACUUUGUGCAUGACACAAGUAAUUUUUCCAACAAUUGUUUACAGACAGAUUACAGUGAGGGAAAAAAGUAUUUGAUCCCCUGCUGAUUUUGUAUGUUUUCCCACUGACAAAGACAUGAUCAGUCUAUACUUUUAAUGGUAGGUUUAUUUGAACAGUGAGAGACAGAAUAACAACAACAAAAAAUCCAGAAAAACGCAUGUCAAAAAUGUUAUAAAUUGAUUUGUAUUUUAAUGAGGGAAAUAAGUAUUUGACCCCUCUGCAAAACAUGACUUAGUACUUGGUGGCAAAACCAUUGUCGGCAAUCACAGAGGUCAGACGUUUCUUGUAGUUGGCCACCAGGUUUGCACACAUCUCAGGAGGGAUUUUGUUUCACUCCUCUUUGCAGAUCUUCUCCAAGUCAUUAAGGUUUCGAGGCUGACGUUUGGCAAUUUGAACCUUCAGCUCCCUCCACAGAUUUCCUAUGGGAUUAAGGUCUGGAGACUGGCUAGGCUACUCCAGGACCUUAAUGUGCUUCUUCUUGAGCCACUCCUUUGUUGCCUUGGCCGUGUACUUUGGGUCAUUGUCAUGCUGAAAUACCCAUCCAUGACCCAUUUUCAAUGCCCUGGCUGAGGGAAGGAGGUUCUCACCCAAGAUUUGACGGUACAUGGCCCCGUCCAUCGUCCCUUUGAUGCGGUGAAGUUGUCCUGUCCCCUUAGCAGAAAAACACCCCCAAAGCAUAAUGUUUCCACCUCCAUGUUUGACGGUGGGGAUGGUGUUCUUGGGGUCAUAGGCAGCAUUCCUCCUCCUCCAAACACGGCGAGUUGAGUUGAUGCCAAAGAGCUCGAUUUUGGUCUCAUCUGACCACAACACUUUCACCCAGUUCUCCUCUGAAUCCUUCAGAUGUUCAUUGGAAAACUUCAGACAGGCCUUUAUAUGUGCUUUCUUGAGCAGGGGGACCUUGCGGGCGCUGCAGGAUUUCAGUCCUUCACGGCGUAGUGUGUUACCAAUUGUUUUCUUGAUGACUAUGGUCCCAGCUGCAUUGAGAUCAUUGACAAGAUCCUCCCGUGUAGUUCUGGGCUGAUUCCUCACCGUUUUCAUGAUCAUUGCAACUCCACGAGGUGAGAUCUUGCAUGAAGCCCCAGGCCGAGGGAGAUUGACAGUUAUUUUGUGUUUCUAUCAUUUGCGAAUAAUCACACCAACUGUUGUCACCUUCUCACCAAGCUGCUUGGCGAUGGUCUUGUAGCCCAUUCCAGCCUUGUAGCCCAUUCCAAUCUUGUCCCUGACAUCCUUGGAGAGCUCUUUGGUCUUGGCCAUGGUGGAGAGUUUGGAAUCUGAUUGAUUGAUUGCUUCUGUGGACAGGUGUCUUUUAUACAGGUAACAAGCUGAGAUUAGGAGCACUCCCUUUAAGAGUGUGCUCCUAAUCUCAGCUCGUUACCUGUAUAAAAGACACCUGGGAGCCAGAAAUCUUUCUGAUUGAGAGGGGGUCAAAUACUUUUUUCCCUCAUUUAAAAUGCAAAUCAAUUUAUAACAUUUUUGACAUGCGUUUUUCUGGAUUUUUUUGUUGUUAUUCUGUAUCUCACUGUUCAAAUAAAUCUACCAUUAAAAUUAUAGACUGAUCAUUUCUUUGUCAGUGGGCAAACGUAAAAAAUCAGCAGGGGAUCAAAUACUUUUGGAAAAAAAAACAGCUUGGAAAAUUCCAGAAAAUGAUGUCAUGGCUUUAGAAGCUUCUGAUAGGCUAAUUGACAUAAUUUGAGUCAAUUGGAGGUGUACCUGUGGAUGUAUUUCAAUGCCUACCUUCACACUCAGUGCCUCUUUGCUUGACAUCAUGGGAAAAUCAAAAGAAAUCAGCCAAGACCUCAGAAAAAAAAUGUGUAGACCUCCACAAGUCUGGCUCAUCCUUGGGAGCAAUUUCCAAACGCCUGAAGGUACUACGUUCAUCUGUACAAACAAUAGUACGAAAGUAUAAACACCAUGGGACCACGCAGCCAUCAUACCGCUCAGGAAGGAGACGCGUUCUGUCUCUUAGAGAUGAACGUACUUUAGUGCGAAAAGUGCAAAUCAAUCCCAGAACAACAGCAAAGGACCUUGUGAAGAUGCUGGAGGAAGCAGGUGCAAAAGUAUCUAUAUCCACAGUAAAACUAGUCCUAUAUCGACAUAACUCCUGAGUGGCGCAGUGGUCUAAGGCACUGCAUCGCAGUGCUAACUGUGCCACUAGAGAUCCUGGUUCGAAUCCAGGCUCGGUCGCAGCCGGCCGCGACCGGGAGACUCAUGGGCGGCGCACAAUUGGCCCAGCGUCGUCCAGGGUAGGGGAGGGAAUGGCCGGCAGGGAUGUAGCUCAGUUGAUAGAGCAUGGCAUUUGCAAUGCCAGGGUUGUGGGUUCGAUUCCCACGGGGGGCCAGUAUAAAAAAAAUAUGUAUUCACUAACUGUAAGUCGCUCUGGAUAAGAGCGUCUGCUAAAUGACUAAAAUGUAAAUGUAAAAUAACCUGAAAGGCCGCUCAGCAAGGAAGAAGCCACUGCUCCAAAACUGCCAUAAAAAAGACAGACUACGGUUUGCACAUGGGGACCAAGAUCGUACUUUUUGGAGAAAUGUCCUCUGGUCUGAUGAAACAAAAAUAGAACUGUUUGGCCAUAAUGACCGUCGUUAUGUUUGGAGGAAAAAGGGGGGCUGAAGGGAAUUGGCUGAAGGGAUGGCUAGGACAGUAUAGAAUUGGGUUAAUAGAACUAGAGGUGUUGUGGUGCUGUAUUGCCUCACAGUAUGAUGCAGUUGUUACUAGGGAGAGAACUGGCCGUGAGGAAGACUGUGGUUUAGAACAAGUUGUGAGAGAGGAAGUUGUGCAACACUGAUUAAGGCAGUUUUUCUAAACUUUGGUCCUCGUAUCAUGUACCCCUAAAAUUGUAAAUUUUUGGUCUAGCCCUGCAAAAACACAGCUGAGUCAGCUAAUCAAGGACUCUUUUCCUCUCUCUCUCUUUCUCCCUCCAUUCUCUUAUUUUCAGUUAUUAUUGAACCCAAAUCCUCAACAAAUACUGGAAUGCCAUCAAAGUAAACAUCCUACCCCAAACUCUAUUUACUGAGCUCAGAUGGGAAAUACACUAUCAGAGAGCUUUUCUCCCUUGUGACAUUGUUCUAAAGAAAGUGCUCUGGGUUUGAAUUGUCUGCUGCUAGGAAGGCACAAUGACUGUAUGUGACCUAGAGAAGAGUCUCUUCUGAGAACAGUAAACACAUUAAAGUGAAUUCUCAGUUUUAAAUCAUAAAAAGAGUGUGUGCGCUCAUAUAGUAUGGAAGUGAGUCAUCAAACCAAAUACAUACUCAGGGUCAUGUGUAUGCAUGUGUACGUGCGCCUGUGUGUGUGUGUGUGUGUGUGAAGGCCUCUUCAGGCUGAAAGGUUUUCCAUCUGAUUGACUGGAGCUAGAUGACGUGUGGGUUUCCCCAACAGUUCUUCUGGCUGACACACAGGGGUGAGAGCAGAGACCAUCUCUCUCCACAUCACCUGUCUCCUUUUUCAUAAAUCCCUCUCUCUCACCCCAUUAAUGUCAUAAUCUCUCCAUCGCUUGUCCUUCUUCCUCUUCCUCUAUCUACCUUACCUUCAAACUUGGAAUAAAUGACAGUCUGUUGUUACGGGUGCAUCCCAAAUGGCACCCUAUUCCCUAAGGGCUCUGGUCAAAAGUAGUGCACUACAUAGAAAAUAAGGGGCCAUUUGGGAUGUUGGUGUGAGUCUCCUAAAUUCCUCUCACCCCUCUCCUCAACCUGGGAAGUCCUGUUAGGUGAAGUGUUGGCUGACUCAUGGAAAGAUGGAUAUGCCCGCUCCACCGCCCACCUCACCCAUCCACAUUCCCUAGACACAGGGCUAUCUGCUCUCCUGUCACCGUUUGUCCCCCACACUCACCUUGUCGGGGGUGCCACCCUACGAGACAGGCUGGGAACCUAGGGGACGGGCGGGCGGGGUGGGGGGUGGGUGGAAGGUUACGGGGUGGAGGAUGGAGGGCAGGGCAGGUGGGGGUGUUUGAGGGACUCACAGGAGCCUAGGAAAGAUAGUUCUGGAAGAGGGGUAUAGUUGAAUAAAGACUUUCUGUGGGUACUGGGGUUGAAAUACAAGAUGGUAACAGCCAGUGUAAAAAUGUAUUAUUUCUGACACACACAGACAUUUGUUAUACAGUUUAUAAACAGUAUUUCCAUACAACUAAUAAUUGAUUUAUCAAUCAUUUCUUGAUUCAUCAAUAAAUCCUUGAUUCAUAUCUCUCCUUUUGUCUCUCAGCGCGUCACCCAUUGCUGGUUUCCUAGACGACUAUGCGUACGUUAUCUGUGGUCUGCUGGACCUGUAUGAGGCCACGCUGCAGCCAGAGUGGCUUCGCUGGGGGGAGGAGCUACAGGACAGACAGGACCUCCUCUUCUGGGAUGCAGAGGGAGGGGGCUACUACUGCAGUGACCCCACAGACCCCACCGUACUGCUACGACUCAAGCAGGGUGAGUCUCUCUCAAUAAUGUUGGGUAGAAAAGUCAUGAGGAAUGGCUCUUCGAUAUCACUUUAACUGUGAUUUAUCAAUACCCACUCAAUAUGUCAUGUUUGCCAGGAGACUGGUGUUUUUCUGUCCUGGAGAAAAAAAUAUGUUUGUGUAAAAGCGCCAGGUCUAAUGUUCUGAAUGCCACAGCUCCAUGUUUUAUAUCCAGUAAUUGGAUAGAUGUGCACACAUAGCUUUAUGUUCAUGACAUUUCAGGACUUUUUGGGGAGUACACAUUUUUGACCAUUAAAAUGCUAUUUACCCUAACCCUAACCUUAACCCCAAAAACCCUAGCCCUAACCUUAACGCCAAAACUCUAAACCUAACCCUUAAGCUUAAAAUAGCAUUUGAACAAAUUCAGGACAUGAAAAGGUUCUAGUUUUCCUACCUUGUCAGGACAUUCAGGUGAAUUGUUAGGACAUUUAGGUCCUUAUAAGGUAGGAAAACAAGUACACAUGCACACAAGCAGACAGACCGACAAUAGCACAAACACUAGCACAAACAAACACACUGCCUUGCCUCUUGACUAAUGGCACUGUGCAAAUGGCUCUGACAAGAGUUGGAUACCAAGGUAGAAAAAAAAGGAAAAUGGAAAGAUAAAAAAGCGAAAAAUAUAAUAAUUAUUCUUGUUUUAGCCUGUUGACAGAUUAAAACUGACUUGUGUUUGUGUGUGUGUGCGACUGCACAUUUUUUGUGUGUGUGUGUGUGUGUGUGUGUGUGUGUGUGUGCGCCCGUGCCUGUGUGUGUGAUUAGACGUGACAUGCGAGGCCUUUCUCAUCUCUGAGCAUUGACGGGACCAUUAUGUUGCUCGCAAUGCGUUGAAUUCAGCUCCAUUAGUGACGCUACGUCGCUGUGUGUGUGUGUGUGUGAGUUUCUGUCACAGGAAGAUGGAUUGCCCUACAGUCCAGUGGCACUCUGUAUUUUACAUCCUGACCCAAAGCUGUGUGUGUCUCACCCCGUUCCACCCCUCUCUGCCGUGUGUGUGUUUUUCAUGGCAAUCCACUGUUACUUGUGUGUAUGAUUUCUGCCAUGGGGCACAGGGUGAGGAGAGAUAUGAAAAACGAUUUAGUGGACCCUAUAUCCCCCCAUGUGGUUAUGCAUGACUGUGUGUGCAUAGGCCUCCUGCUUGGGGCUCACAGUAUGAAAUGAAAUGUAUAAAAUUAUUUAGUGGACUAUAGCCUCUCGCAUGUGUUGGUGCACGUGUUCCCUUGUGUGUGUGUAUGUUUGUCUGUCUGAAUCAAAAGCGGAUGGCUUGUGUCAGUCAUCACCAUCACCAUAAUAUUGCAUUAUUGUCGAUACGAUAUGUCAUCAAAAAUAAUAUCCCGAUAUGUAACUAUCAAUUUUUUUUAUUACCCCCCCCCCCCCAUCACUAAUGAGAAGAGCAGCGCUGUAAUCUCAUUGGCCGCCAAAAGGAGAUAAACACCAAUCACUUAACAGGACUGAGUCAUGAGGGCACCUGUCAGUCACUUCAUAUCAACUCACACGUCACGUCUGACACACAUGCGCGCACACACACACACGCACGCACACAUACAGGCACAUCCACACACUCAGGCAUAAUCAGAACAAAUGUUUUCCCGAGCAAAUUUAUGUAGAUUAGCAUUUAAUCUUACUGCAAGAGUCACUUGUCAAAGAUAUUUCAUUUGAAAAGUUGAAGUUGGCUCUGAGUCUGAAUACAAAACAGUAUACACUUUUUGAUCUUUCACUAACAUGAAAUGACUGUCUUUAUGUCUCUGUUUCUCUCAGACCAGGACGGUGCAGAGCCCAGUGCUAACUCUGUGUCUGCCUUGAACCUGCUGCGUCUGUCCCACUACAGUGGUCGUAAGGACUGGUCACAGCGGUCACAACAGCUACUGGCUGCCUUUUCUGACCGGCUGACCAGAGUCCCCAUAGCCCUGCCAGAGAUGGUCAGGGGCCUGAUGGCUAACCACUACACACUCAAACAGGUAACACACAUGUACGGUCCACCCAAACACACACACACAAACUCAAAGUUGUAUAGUUUGGAGUGGAACAAACUAAACUUUUAUCCUACGGCUGGAUAUUUGUGCUAAAAAAGGAGAGGAAAAAACAUUUACAGAGAGAAAGAAAAAAGGCAAGAACAUUGGAAGUGUUCUGUCCAUCAUAUUUCACCUGCGGAGGAGAAGUCAUCGAGGGGGCGGAGAUAACAAGCUGUGUGUGUGUGUGUGUGUGUGUGUGUGUGUGUGUGUGUGUGUGUGUGUGUGUGUGUGUGUGUGUGUGUGUGUGUGUGUGUGUGUGUGUAAGUCAGAUAGGGGGCGGAUGAUAACAAGCUAGGGAUCAGACAAGGUUAGCCGAGCCCAGAACACACCUUCUCCUCUCUCGUUACUGCUACAACCACCACUGACCUCUCUAGCUCUACCUCUCUCUGGAUCCUUCUCUCUUUUUCUCACUGUUUUUCUCUCUCUCUUUCUCGCUCUGUUUCUCUCUAUCUCUUCUAUUCUCUAUUCCUCUCUUUCCUAAACCUCUUUAUUGCUCUCUCGCUCAGUCUUUCUUCUCUGUCUUAGUAUAUUUUCCGCAUCAUUCAUUAAUUCAUUCUCCCUUUAAUGUUCUUUCACUUCUCUCUUCUCUUCCACCUUGCUCUCUCUCUCUCUCUCUCUCUCUAGAUAGUCAUCUGUGGCCAGAGGGAUGCCCUGGACACCUCCAGUCUGCUAGCAACAGUCAACUCUCUGUUCCUUCCACACAAGGUAUGACUAAAAUGUAAAGGUACGAAUUAAGGGCUCAAUCCAUCCUUAGGCAGUUUGAAGCAGCAAUCCACCAGUACAGUACAUCCUGACCAACCCGUCUUAAUGAGUUAUUACAAGUUAGUUAUUACUUAUUCUAAAUUACUUAUAAUUACACACUCCCUCGGGCCUUAUUGCUUAUUUAAAUGAUUUCUGAGUUAUUUGGGAGUGACACAUCCUCUUGUCCUUAAGUUUGUCUCAUAAUGAGUGUUACAGCAAUCAUACCAAAAGGUCAGGUUGUCAAAUUCAUCUCACACAUACACACACACUUUCAUACUCACACACAGUCUCUCUCACACACACACACACACACACACACACACACACACACACAGCAGGGCUGGUUGUGACAGUGCCUGGGGUGUUGGCUAACAUCGUGUUGUUUAAAUGUCAGGCACAGUGGCCUUGCUGUAUCGCGAGUGAUUAAGGCCUAAAAUAAUCCAAAUUAAGCUACUGAUUUAGAGAAUGACCGAUAUUGGUUUUUAAUGGCCGAUACCAAUUAUUUUAGGUCAAAGAGGCCUAUAUUUUAUGCCAAUAAUAAAUAUAAUUAAAUUUGAACAUUUUGAUGAGACAUUUUCUCAGAGACAACCAUGUAUUCAAUAACAAAUACAUUAUACAACCAUACAAUCAAUUUGACUUAGUUUUUAACAAUUUAACUACAUAACAACAUAAUGGUUAUCAUUAUUUGAAUGGUGCAAGUGCUGGUUCGGGUUUAUUGUUUUAUUUGUUUAUUUUAAUUUUUAAAAGUGUCACGUGUACAUGUGACACUUACAUGUCGCGUGUAAGUUGUACGUUUAUUAUUAUAGAUCUCACCAUGAACGCCCUACAGACUUCUACAUGUACAUUCUGGAUUUUUUGUAUUUAUUGGCAGAGUAAUCUAAUCAAUUAAAUUUGUGUCGAUUUAGCUAAAAUAGGCCUAUCACCUCUAUAAAAAAAGAUUAGGCUAGUUGAUUUGCAGCCAGCCACCAUUAGGCUACUGUGUAGAUGAACACUACCGGUCAAAAGUUUUAGAACACCUCCUCAUUCAAGGGUUUUUCUUGAUUUUUACUAUUUUCUACAUUGUAGAAUAAUAGUGAAGACAUCAAAACUAUGAAAUUACACAUAUGGAAUCAUGUAGUAACCAAAGAAGUGUUGAACAAAUCUAAAUAUAUUUUAUAUUUGAGGUUCAAAUAGCCACCCUUUGCCUUGAUGACAGCUUUGCACAUUCUUGGCAUUCUCUCAGCUAGCUUCACCUGGAAUGCUUUUCCAACAGUCUUGAAGGAGUUCCCACAUAUGCUGAGCACUUGUUGGCUGCUUUUCCUUCACUCUGCGGUCCGACUCAUCCCAAACCAUCUCAGUUUGGUUGUGGUCGGGGGAUUGUGGAGGCCAGGUCAUCUGAUGCAGCACUCCGUCACUCUCCUUCUUGGUAAAAUAGCCCUUACACCGCCUGGAGGUGGGUUGGGUCAUUGUCCUGUUGAAAAACAAAUGAUAGUCCCACUUAGGCCAAACCAGAUGGGAUGGCGUAUCGCUGCAGAAUAAAUCACAGACAGUGUCACCAGCAAAGCACCCCCACACCAUAACACCUCCUCCUCCGGGAAAUACACAUGCGGAGAUCAUCCGUUUACCCACACCGCGUCUCACAAAAGUUUACCCACACCGCGUCUCACAAAAGUGACUGAAAGUCCCUCCAGUCAUUGUGCUAAGGCUAGUUAGCAUUGGCUCGUGAAACUACCUCUAACUUCCUUCAUACUAGACACAGAGACAUAAAAAUGGUAUCCACCAGUUCAUCUGACUCUGGGGAAGUAAAUUAAGGGCAUCAUUGCCAAAAUCCAGAAGUAUCUCUUUAAUGUAUCAAUUGCCCGUUACAUAGCCUGAUCAUUUAUAUCCAGUGCUUGACUUGGGCAGGUCGUCACCUGAGCUGAGUAGCCUACCAGCACCUCAAAUCUUCUACUGAGCUCCUGUUUUUUUGGCAAUGUCUUCAUUGUCUUUUCUGGUUCCUCUGUCCUGUCAAUGCUGAGUGAUCACGCAUCCUCAGCACGGAAAUAUAAUAAGGCUAAUUUGCCUAAACGCAAAUGUAUGCCAGACCUAUAAAAGUGGGGAUGUUUGAUAGCUGAGUAUUUCUUGUUGGCUUAACACACCACUACCAAUGAGCAAAUCUUUUAGCCUACCUCUUAGAACCACAGUCCUGCUCAGCGGUGGUGGCAGGAAUUUUUCACUGGGGUAGCUGUUGGGUAACCUGGCCAUUGCAUAGGGGUAGAGGGCUGCAUUACCGCUGGACCCAGGGGCUCUGACAGAGAUCAUUGCGGCACAGUCUGCAUUUUUCAUGCUGCGGGCGGUCAGGCAGAUUUUAAAAAUGUGUGUUUGUGUGUUGUGUGCCGAAAGGAGGCUGCCUGCGCACUGUGAAGGUGUGUGCGAGGCGAGCAGAUUUAUAAUAAUAAGGCUUUAAUUAUAUAGGCUAUAUAAUAAAGCCAUUUAAACUCGUUUUCGUUAGAAUGGGAAUUUUUGGAGACUGAGUUAAUUUCACACUGCUCUACAAAGCAACAAAGGCUAAUGAAAGCGCAUAUGCCUAUAGGUUUGCUGCAUGCAAAGAUCUAGACCAAUUUAACCUUUAUUUUUAUAUUUAACCAGCUUAAUUAUUUUUUAUUUAACCAGGAAUUUCACCUUUAUUACACCAGAUCGGUCUAAUUGAGAUGAAAAUUGAAUAAUAACUUAUUCAAUCGUUUUUCUCGUUAAAACAGACUGAGCAAAACAUUUAAUCUCAUGCAAACAACCUAUAGCCUGAAGAUCUAAACGACAGGAAGGUUUUUGCCACACGCAGGCUACAAACACAAUGUCUCUUGUUUAAAUAAACCAAGCCUCUCCAACCCUGUUCCUGUAGGUUUUUGUUUUAACCCUAGUUGUAACUAACCUGAUUCAGCUUGUCAACCAGCUAAUUAUUAGAAUUAGGUGCUCUAGAUUAGGGUUGGAACAAAAACCUACAGGACGCUCCCCAGGAACAGGGUUGUAGAGCCCUGCUUAAACUAUAUUUGUUCUUUCCAUGAUAUUGUAAAACUUUGUUCGUUUAAACAGUACAAAACAAUUGCUCUCAAACAACAGCUAGAGAGAGGGGGAAGAGAUAGGUGAGUUGCCAGAGGAGAUUCAUCAAUUACAAGAAGGGAACAGUGAAAUAUCCGCCAGAGUUUAGGCUACCCUUAUCAAUAAGUGGUUGCACAGAUUUAGAUAAAGCACUCACUCAAAUUAAAAUGUAGGCCUGGUGUCAAGAUAAACACCCAUUGCUUCACAAAAAUGGAUCAACGGCAGAUAGAAUAUGGAUGGGUUGCGUGCAUGUGUUUCUAUUUUCUAAUGGUUGUCAAUGUCAUCUUCAUAUAGCCUAGGCCUAUAUCACAGCUGUCUCCAUAUCUCCCCAUAACUUUCCUCGUCAAUUUAUAUGAUAGGGUACGUUGAUUUAGCAUUAUCCUAUAAUGUAGACUCGUUUUUGAUAUCCUACAGAAAGGAUUUGAAGCUAAGACAAGGUUUUUAAUACGUUUUUUGAGAAAGGUGAAAUGUGAUUUGAGUGAAAUGCGCUGCAGGCGGCUUUGAUUGAUUGGUCCUUUUAGGUGGGUGGGUGUGCACGUAUGAGUUUGUUAAUUAUCUCUAUGUCCAUUCAGAAAGUUUCCUGAAAUUGGUCUAGCCUAUCUGGACUUCAUCUCUUUAAUCAGGUAGAAAGAAAACUGUAGGCAGCAAGCAUCAUGAUGGUCGGCAUGUGCAAUUGAGGCAUGAUGACAGGUGCCAGUUUUGCGUUUCCUCUCUUAUUAAAUGGGGUGCAAAGAAUGAAACGUAGCCACGCUCCUUUCAUGAUUCAUCCUAUAGCAUAAUUAUCCUCAUAUUUUCAGUAGUAUAUUAUUUUUCCAGUAGGCCUAGUAUAUGAUUUUUCUCUCAUUACGGCGGCCUCUCUAUCCACUUUGAACAACAUAGCCUAUUGCCACUGAGAAUGACCGCAGCAGCCUAUACUUUGCGAGUGGCUGCCUGCUGACACGUGUGCGCACGCACACCAACACACCCACACACUCAAUACAAUUAUGUUAUCGUAAUGGUGAGGUAGUCUGCUGCUGUUAGCAAUCAUUUCUUUGGAAAGUAAAUGCUAUAAUGCUAAUUUAUUUACAUUGUAAGAUGUACCUUGGUGGUAUCUCAGUUCAGUGGGGUAAUGGGAACAUAUAGUAGAUCACAUCAUAGAGAUAGUCAAUAAGGAUUACCUCCAGCACCAGUAACAACCAGUACAAAUGAACUAGUAGAGAGAAUCUCUGCAGCACUGGAUAAGCCAUGAGUAGAAUAAUGCCCCACAAGAGAAAAGAGAGAAAAUAAAAGGAGACCGUUGGGAUCCAUGUUCAAAUGCACUGGAAGUUCUGGGAGAGAGCAAUUUCAACUCUAGCUAAGAGGGUUAGGGAUAAUGCAGGACCUUCUGAUGUUUCUGGGGUUUAAAAUGAGGAGCGAAGAAAGAGGGAGAGAAAAUAGAAACCCUUGGUGGGGCCGAUAUCGUCAUGAAUGGAAGGAGAGAGGUUCUCAUUUUAACGAGCCUAUAUUGAGAGAGAGAAAGAAGGAACGAAAGAAAGAGGGUACCACAGAGAUGCAUCUCCAGAUGCAGACAAAACAGGAAGUAAUUAGCAGUACCAUUGGACACAAACACACACACAUCACAGGGGAGAAGCCUUGGACGGGCAGAAUUUUGCUCUGCCCAGAGUUCCCCUGAGUGGCGCAGUGGUCUAGCUGUGCCACUAGAGAUCCUGGUUCGAAUCCAGGCUCUGUCGCAGCCGGCCGCGACCGGGAGACUCAUGGCCAGCGCACAAUUGGCCUAGCGUUGUCCAGGGUAGGGGAGGGAAUGGCCGGCAGGGAUGUAGUUCAGUUGAUAGAGCAUGGCGUUUGCAACGCCAGGGUUGUGGGUUCGAUUCCCACGGGGGACCAGUAUGAAAAAAAAAAAAUAUAUAUAUAUAUAUAUAUAUAUAUAAUAUGUAUUCACUAACUGUAAGUCGCUCUGGAUAAGAGCGUCUGCUAAAUGACUAAAAUGUAAAUGUAAAUGUAAGUACCCCCCUCAUGUGCGUUUUACCAGUAAGCCUAUGGUCUCAUGAGUCUUCUCAAGUACCGCCUAUGGAUAGGGCAAGUACCCCCAGGGGUCCUAGUACCCCUGGUUGGGAACCCCUGAUUUAACAGGCCUCCUGAGUACAAUAUCGCGCCCUAGAGGGAGAACUAAUGUUCCCAUAACAUCUGAUAGGAGAGGAAGGGAGGGAGAGAGAGGGGAAGAGGGAGAGAGGAAAGGAGGAGAAAAAGAGAGGGAGAAUAAGGUGGAGGAGAAAGGGAGGAGGGAAAAGAGAGGGAGGAUAAGGUGGAGGAGAAAGGGAGGAGGGAAAAGAGAGGGAGGAUAAGGUAGGAGGCGAAGAAAAGGGACGGAGGGGAAAAGAUGAGGGGAAGGAUAAGGGUGGCCAGGAGGAAGGGAGGAGGGUAAAAGAGAGGGAGGUAAGGUGGAGGAGGAAUCUCAUUUACAGGGCGAGGAGGGGAAAAAGAGAGGCGGAUAAGGUGGAGGAGAAAGGGAGGAGGGAAAAGAGCGAAUGAAGGACAUGAGAGAAAGAGAAGAGAGCGAAGGAAAGAUGAGGAAAUAAAAUAACAAAGGAAGAAGCGUGAGAAGGGGAGAGUGUUCUCCACGACACAUUAGGCAGAGUGAGAGAAGAUGUAGUUUAAUUCAAUUCUAAUCAUGAAGUCAUCUGUUAGUCAGGGCUGAGGCAAGGCAGGGUUAAUUGUGGGGAAUGAGCUGUGUACAGUUUGAUGCAUUCUAGCACAAGCGCGCACACACACAUACUUUGUUUAUUCCAUUUCUAUUCAUUGCUACACUCUAGAGCCCUCAAACUCAACUCUGGACCUCUAAGCCAGUUCCACAGCGUUUAUUCAUUGUUUUAGACCUGAUUUAGACCUGGGAAACCCGGUGGGUGCAGUUAAUUAUCAGGUAGAACAGAAAGCCAGCAGGCUCUGGACCUCGUAGGGUAAGAGUUGAAUACCCCUGCUCUAGAGUUUAGAAGCACCCCUAACCCCCCAAAUAAAUUAAUGCUUCAGACAAUGAUGUGUAAAAUUGGCCUUGAUUGUAAUUGCUGUGUGCAAAAUGUUGGUAAAUGUUCUAUUAAAGGCCAAUAUGGGUUGAUUAUCAGGGUUGCUGGUUGUGCCUAAUCUUUUUACAACGGUUACAAGUAAACACACAUCGUCUUUUAACAAGUACCUGAUCUCUCUUACACUCUCUAUCUUUCGCACUGAAUCUCUUUCCCUUUCUCAGUCUUUCUUCUUUAGUCUUCCUUUUCACACCCUCUCUCUAACUCACUUGCUCUUUCUAUCGUAAGGGAAUAGGGAUUAGCAGUAUUUUCCACUAGUGCCGGAUGUCGGCUAUACAGCCGAUUUACAGAGUCAUUUUCAGCCGGGUACUUUUUCCACUUAAAUUAACUAGGCUACUUUUCAAUUCGCUAGUCAGAAAAAAAGUCUGCUGAGCCCGAUCCUGCUAGAAUGAACGAUAUGCAUAUUCUAGCAAUCUAUUGAUAGGACAGGCGCCUGUCAGUCACAAAGUGAGCGAUGACAGGGAAACACUAAUGGUUUGACAGUCUGCUGUCGGUCCCGCCUCUCAGUACCUGGGUGUGUGCGUGCUGUGUUUGCAGUUGAAUUUCUACACGGAGGGAGAGAGCAUGAAAUUGCACGUCCCAUAUAAUGUGAGUGAAUUUGCACGUCCAAUAUAAUGUGGUAAUGAUGAGUCGAAAUCCACAUAGCCUAUUGUUUUCUGGUUCAUUCAGUUAUUUUAUUUCACAUGCAGGGUCUGACAUUAACGAUGGCUUGCUGGCCCGGGGCCACUAAAACAUGCUGGGCCAGUGGAUCUCGUCAGUCACUGGCCCCAGUAUCUUUUCAGCGCAUUUUUGCAUUCCAGUUCAUAAUUUACCUGCUCUGUCGCAGUCUAUUUACAUUUAACAUUUUAGUCAUUUAGCAGACGCUCUUAUCCAAGAGCGACUUAGUUAGUGAGUGCAUACAUUUUCAUACUGGCCCCCCGUGGUUAACGAACCCACAACCCUGGCGUUGCAAGCGCCAUGCUCUACCAACUGAGCUACAUGGGACCAUUGAAGACUACACACGUAAAUGUCAUGCUAUUUGUAUUUGAGAAAUCUGAUUGGGCGUUCAUUCAAGCACCACCACGCUCCAGCUAGUCACAACUUCUCGAGCAGUACAUGAGUUGAUGUCUCGCUGAGCUUUUUUAUUUUAGGGAAAGUGAUUUAUAAAAGUGAAGCUCCAAUAGUGAACAUACUAGCAAUAUGCUGGCUACUGUUGAUAGUCUGCAAAAAGAAAGCUACAAAAAGUCACCUGGCAUUCCUCUUGCAAUGUUUUUCAUGGUUCAGGAUCCUUAGUUCCAGUGAAGGCAAAUCUUAACGCUACGCUACAGCAUACAAUGACAUUCUAGACGAUUCUGUGCUUCUAAAUUCGUGGCAACCGUCUGGAGAAGGCCCUUUCCUGUUUCAGCAUGACAAUGCCCCCGUGCACAAAGCGAGGUCCAUACAGAAAUGGUUUGUCGAGAUUGGUGUUGAAGAACUUGACUGGCCUGCACAGAGCCCUGACCUCAACCCCAUCAAACACCUUCAGGAUGUAUUGGAACGCCGACUGCGAGCAAGGCCUAAUCGCCCAACAUCAGUGCCCAACCUCACUAAUGCUCUUGUGACUGAAUGGAAGCAAGUCCCCGCAGCAAUGUUCCAACAUCUAAUGGAAAGCCUUACCAGAAGAGUGGAGGCUGUUAUAGCAGCAAACGGGGAACCAACUCCAUGUUAAUGCCCAUGAUUUUGGAAUGAGAUGUUCGACGAGCAGGGUCCACAUACUAUUGGUCAUGUAGUGUACCUACUUUAGAAACAAAAAUGAAUGCAAUUAAUAUAAUGCAAUUUCUAAAGAAUAGAGUAAGGACUUGCAUUGCUAAAUUAUAUUACACAGUUUUUUAAUACAUAUCAUAAUAACCAAAUGUAGCCUAUUACCGUAAUAGCUGAAUAUAGAGAGAAAGCAUGCCAACCUAUAGGUCCUGAUGACCCCAAUGCAUUUAAGAACUACACAAUGUCCGGGCCGGUAGAAAUUCUGGUCGGGCCAGUGAGAAAAAAAAGUUAACGUUCGACCUUGGCGUGUUUCAUAUGCAGCCACAGGGUGGUGGCGCAUAGGCUAUUUACUGUGCUUUGAUUGACAAACAGCAAGCUUGACUAGUUUACAAAAGGUGUCGAACUGACUGAAUAAAGUCGAUCUCAUAUAUCCUUGCCAUUCGUAAAUCAUACAACGUAGUUGUAUAAAAAUAUAAACGCAACAUGCAACAAUUUCAAAGAUUUUACUGAGUUAAAGUUCAUAUAAGGAAAUCAGUCAAAUGAAAUACAUUCAUAAGGCCCUAAUCUAUGGAUUCACAUGACUGGGAAUACAGAUAUACAGUGGGGGAAAAAAGUAUUUAGUCAGUCACCAAUUGUGCAAGUUCUCCCACUUAAAAAGAUGAGAGUGGACUGUAAUUUUCAUCAUAGGUACACGUCAACUAUGACAGACAAAUUGAGGGGAAAAAAUCCAGAAAUUCACAUUGUAGGAUUUUUAAUGAAUUUAUUUGCAAAUUAUGGUGGAAAAUAAGUAUUUGGUCACCUACAAACAAGCAAGAUUUCUGGCUCUCACAGACCUGUAACUUCUUCAUUAAGAGGCUCCUCUGUCCUCCACUCGUUACCUGUAUUAAUGGCACCUGUUUGAACUUGUUAUCAGUAUAAAAGACACCUGUCCACAACCUCAAACAGUCACACUCCAAACUCCACUAUGGCCAAGACCAAAGAGCUGUCAAAGGACACCAGAAAUAAAAUUGUAGACCUGCACCAGGCUGGGAAGACUGAAUCUGCAAUAGGUAAGCAGCUUGGUUUGAAGAAAUCAACUGUGGGAGCAAUUAUUAGGAAAUGGAAGACAUACAAGACCACUGAUAAUCUCCCUCGAUCUGGGGCUCAAAAUGAUCACAAGAACGGUGAGCAAAAAUCCCAGAACCACACGGGGGGACCUAGUGAAUGACCUGCAGAGAGCUGGGACCAAAGUAACAAAGCCUACCAUCAGUAACACACUACGCCGCCAGGGACUCAAAUCCUGCAGUGCCAGACGUGUCCCCCUGCUUAAGCCAGUACAUGUCCAGGCCCGUCUGAAGUUUGCUAGAGUGCAUUUGGAUGAUCCAGAAGAGGAUUGGGAGAAUGUCAUAUGGUCAGAUGAAACCAAAAUAGAACUUUUUGGUAAAAACUCAACUCGUCGUGUUUGGAGGACAAAGAAUGCUGAGUUGCAUCCAAUGAACACCAUACCUACUUUGAAGCAUGGGGGUGGAAACAUCAUGCUUUGGGGCUGUUUUUCUGCAAAGGGACCAGGACGACUGAUCCGUGUAAAGGAAAGAAUGAAUGGGGCCAUGUAUCGUGAGAUUUUGAGUGAAAACCUCCUUCCAUCAGCAAGGGCAUUGAAGAUGAAACGUGGCUGGGUCUUUCAGCAUGACAAUGAUCCCAAACACACCGCCCGGGCAACGAAGGAGUGGCUUCAUAAGAAGCAUUUCAAGGUCCUGGAGUGGCCUAGCCACUAGUUGAAAGUCCGUGUUGUCCCAGCGACAGCCCCAAAACAUCACUGCUCUAGAGGAGAUCUGCAUGGAGGAAUGGGCCAAAAUACCAGCAACAGUGUGUGAAAACCUUGUGAAGACUUACAGAAAACGUUUGACCUGUGUCAUUGCCAAUAAAGGGUAUAUAACAAAGUAUUGAGAAACUUUUGUUAUUGACCAAAUACUUAUUUUCCACCAUAAUUUGCAAAGAAAUUCAUUAAAAAUCAUACAAUGUGAUUUUCUGGAUUUUUUCUCCUCAUUUUGUCUGUCAUAGUUGACGUGUACCUAUGAUGAAAAUUACAGGCCUUGUACAAUUGGUGGCUGACUAAAUACUUUUUCCCCCCACUGUAUAUCUGUUGGUCACAGAUACCUUAAAAAAAAAAAUAGGGCCGUGGAUCAGGAACCAGUCAGUAUCUGGUGUGACCACCAUUUGCCUCAUGCAGCGCGACACAUCUCCUUUGCAUAAAGUUGAUCAGGUUGUUGAUUGUGGACUGUGGAAUGUUGUCCCACUCUUCUUCAAUGGCUGUGUGAAGUUGCUGGAUAUUGUUGGGAACUGGAACACACUGUACACGUCGAUCCAGAGCAUCAGAUAUCCCCCUUUCCCUUUCCCAAACAUGCUCAAUGGGUGACAUGUCUGGAGGAAGAACUGAGACAUUUUCAGCUUCCAGGAAUUGUGUACAGAUCCUAGCGACAUGGGGCCGUGCAUUAUCAGGCUGAAACAUGAGGUGGCGGCACCGGAUGAAUGGCACGACAAUGGGCCUCAGAAUCUCGUCACGGUAUCUCUGUGCAUUCGAAUUGCCAUCGAUAAAAUGCAAUAGUGUUCAUUGUCCGUAGCUUAUGCCUACCCAUACCAUAACCCCACCGCUAUCAUGGGGCACUCUGUUCACAAACCGCUCGCUCACCCGACAGUGCCAUCUGCCCGGUGCAGUUGAAACCGGGAUUCAUCCGAGAAGAGUACAGUGGAGGCUAGCAUUUUCCCACUGAAGUCGGUUACGACACCGAACUGCAGUCAGGUCAAGACCCUGGUGAGGACGACAAGCACGCAGAUGAGCUUCCCUGAGACGGUUUCUGACAGUUUGUGCAGAAAUUAUUUGGUUGUGCAAACCCACAGUAUGAUCAGCUGUCCGGGUGGCUGGGCUCAGACGAUCCUGCAGGUGAAGGACUGGGCUGGCGUGGUUACACGUGGUCUGUGGUUGUGAGGCCAGUUGGACGUACUGCCAAAUUCUCUAAAACGACGUUGGCGGCGGCCUAUGGUAGAUAAAUUAACAUACAAUUAUCUGGUAACAGCUCUGGUGGACAUUCCUGCAGUCAGCAUCCCAAUUGCGUGAUCCCUCAAAACUUGAGACAUCUGUGGCACUGUGUUAGUGACAUAACUGCACAUUGUAGAGUGGCCUUUUAUUGUCCCUAGCACAAGGUGCACUUGUGUAAUGACCAUGCUGUUUAAUCAUAUUCUUGAUAUGCCACACCUGUCAGGUGGAUGGAUUAUCUUGGCAAAGGAAAAAUGCUCACUAACAGGGAUGUAAACAAAUUUGUGCACAACAUUUUAGAGAAAUACGUUUUUUGUGCGUAUGGAACAUUUCUUGGAUCUUUUAUUUCAGCUCAUGAAACAUGGGACCAACAUUUUACAUGUUGCGUUAAUGAUUUUGUUCAGUGUAUAUUUCCAUGGUAUCGCAUCCGGACAAGUAAACUAAAGAUCUCAUUUGUAUUUUCGAUUUGAAGUCCAUUAGGACUUGCCAGACAGUGACGUUAAAGUGAGUGACUCUUCAGUUGCCUAGCGAAUUGCAUCGGUAAGAGAGCUGUUCAUUUGGGUCCCUAAUUUGCAACCUUUUAGGCUUUUUGGCGAUUAUCUGCAAAUAAAUGAUAAACAUUCUAUGAAGAUAGUGAAUCCUCCUCACUGCAGGAACAAAAGGUAGGCUAGUGGAGAGAGCUCCUCACUCUGGUCCAAAAUAUGAUACAAGAAAACGGAUUUAAUUGUUUUAAAAGGUAAUGAUACUUAUACAAUAUUUAAUUUUUUGUAAUAUUUUCUUUGACUUUUCUUUGACAAUAAACAAAAACAUACAUAGACAAAAACAAUAGACAACUUAACAUUUGCGUGCGUACGUACAUACAUACAUACAUUUCAACAAACAUUAAUGACAUCACCCAAUGGGUUGGGCAAUAAUAUUUGUGUAUCUCACUGCACGGAUAGACGGAUUAAAAGUAAACUUACAUUUUAAAACUUCUGAAAGUCAGCCUUCUAACUCUGCCCAUAACUUUUGGACUUUAUAGCACUCACAGAAGGCAUGAAUUAUUGAGUCAUUGUUCGUUUUACACUUAAGACAUGACUGCUGUUGUCGUGACGUGAUUUAACAUUCAUCUGAUAACUGUUAUUUCUCUAAUUUACUAUGUUUAAUUGUUACCCGAUUAAAAAUUAAUCAUGUAACAAUUAACUCAUUAGGAUUUGGGGCACCAAGGGAGAAUUUGUUUAACGAGUUACCAUCUCCCAAAUUAACUCUAGAAGAUAUAUAGAUAUCUCUUACGUCAAUAAGUCACUUAUUAGUCAUUACCUCAGAUCAAAUAAUUCUGAACGUCGCAUAGUCCUUGCAUCCGCACAAACUCCAGCCUUACUGAUCAUUCCGUACCACACAAAUUGGUUUAAUUAUUUAUUUACUAACUAACUAAAUGAUUACAUAGGAUACACACACACACGGUAUAGGUUAUUGAUUAGAAACUUAACACAAUGGAAAAGGGUCCCUAGUGGACUAACACAUGACUGCUUGUUCACCGAAAGAUGGAUGAGUAAAAAGAGAGAAAGAGAACCACAACACUUAUGCAUUUGGAAACUACGCUCUUGGUAAUCAUAAUACUUUCCACCCUAACCGCCCCCUGUUUGGAGAAGAAGUCAUGAAUGUAUUUACGUGUCUGAAUGUCUGCCUUUGUAAUUUUAUCUCUGUUGGACCCAAGCCUUCUUGGGAAGGGUCCGGUUGGGCCUUCUCUCAAACUUGGAGUGGAAGUCUCUGAUUGUCACCAGAGGUCACAAUGUCCUUCUUCUUAGUUGUCCGUGGCAUAAAUGACUGGUCAUGUAGUCUGGGCGAAAACCAACAGGGUGGUGUUUCCUUUCACUCGUUCUGGAAGAGUGGUCCUCUGAAGACAGCUAAUCAGCCAUGUCGAUGAUCCCCAGUGGGGUGAUGAGAGAAGUGUAGUAGACAAUGGUUUGAAAAGAGUAACAGGAUGGUCCUACUUAAAUUCACCUUCUUCGAUACAGUACUUAGAACAGCUACUCAGCCGUAACAUUGAUUGUUAGAGAGGCGACUUUGUCGUCUUCACCUCGUGUUGAUUUUCAGGGUCGUAACCAAUGGAGACCUAAGCUUCAGCUUGAGUCCGUCUGGUCUGAUAUGUUAAUGCUUAACUCAUCUUUUUAUACACUCUGGUUAAAAGGGGGUGUUCCGUCAUGCAGACACGCUCUCUCGGCUCCCUCGGGAGUGGCUAAUUACUUGUGCAAACAAUUCUCAAAACGAUGAUCUCGUUAGAAAACUAAAAUCAUUCCUAUCUUAACAAAAUUACUCUCAUCAUUCUUCAGAUUUCAUAUACAACAUAAAAGACGAAACUUGACAUACAGUGCUAUGAAAAGUAUUUUCCCCCUUUUCUAAUUUUCUCUACUUUUGCAUAUUUAUGAUACUGAAUGUUAUCAGAUCUUCAACCAAAACCUAAUAUUAGAUAAAGGGAACAUAAGUGAACAAAUAACACAACAAUUACAUGUUUAUUUCAUUUAUUUCAUAAACAAAGUUAUACAACACCCAAUUCCCCUGUGUGAAAAAGUAAUUGCCCCCUUACACUCAAUAACUGGUUGUGCCACCUUUAGCUGCAAUGACUCCAACCAAAUGCUUCCUGUAGUUGUUGAUCAGUCUCUCACGUCGCUAUGGAGGAAUUUUGGCCCACUCUUCCAUGCAGAACUGCUUUAACUCAGUGACGUGUGGGUUUUCAAGCAUGAACUGCUCGUUUCAAGUCCUGCCACAACAUCUCAAUUGGGAUUAGGUCUGGACUUUGACUAGGCCAUUUCAAAACUUCCAAUUUGUUGCUUUUUAGCAAUUUUCAUGUAGACUUGAUUGUGUGUUUUGGAUCAUUGUCUUGCUGCAUGACCCAGCUGCGCUUCAGCUUCAGCUCACAGACGGAUGGUCUGACAUUCUCCUGUAGAAUUCUCUGAUACAGAGCAGAAUUCAUUGUUCCUUCUAUUAAGGCAAGUCAUCCAGGUCCUGAGGCAGCAAAGCAUCCACAAACCAUCACACCACCACCACCACGCUUGACCUUUGGUAUGAUGUUCUUACUGUGGAAUGCAGAGUUUGGUUUUCGCCAGGCAUUACUGGAACCAUGUCGUCCAAAAAGUUAUACAUUUGAAUCAUCUGUCCAUAGAACAUUCUUCCAAGAGUCUUGAUGAUCAUCCAGGUGCUUUUUGGCAAACUUGAGUCAACUUUUUGGACGAGAUGGGUCCCAUUAUGCCUGGCGAAAACCAAAUGUCUUGUAAUUCAUCAGAUAAUGUAUAUUAAUUACGCUUUGGAUGGUGUAGCAAUACACCCAGUCACUACAAAGAUACAGGCGUCCUUCCUAACUCAGUUGCCGGAGAGAAAGGAAACCGCUCAGGGAUUUCACCAUGAGACCAAUGGUGAUUUUAAAACAGUUACAGAGUUUAAUGGCUGUGAUAAAACUGAGAAUGGAUCAACCACAUUGUAGUUACUCCACAAUACGAACCUAAAUGACAGAGUGAAAAGAAGGAAGUCUGUACGAAAAUAUUCCAAAACAUGUGUUCUUUUUGCAAUAAGGCACUAAAGUAAUACUGCAAAAAAUGUGGCAAAGAAAUUUACUUUUUUCCUGAAUACAAAGCAUUAUGUUUGGGGAAAAUCCAAUACAUCACUGAGUACGACUCGUCAUAUUUUCAAGUAUGGUGGUGGCUGUGUCAUGUUAUGGAUAUGCUCAUCAUCAGCAAGGACUAGGGAGUUUUUUGGGGGAUAAAAACAACAAACAGUAGAGCACAGGCAAAAUCCUUGAGGAAAACCUGGUUCAGUCUGCUUUCCAACAGACACUGGGAGACAAAUUCACCUUUCAGCAGGACAAUAACCUAAAACCCAAGGUCAUAUGGAGUUGCUUACCAAGAUGACAUUGAAGGUUCCUGAGUGGCCUAGUUACAAUUUUGACUUAAAUCGGCUUGAAAAUCUAUGGCAAGACUUGAAAAAGACUGUCUAGAAUGAUGAACAACCAACUUGACAGAGCUUGAAGAGUUUCAAAUAGAAUAAUGGACAAAUAUGUGUACAAUCCAGGUGUAUAAAUCUCUUAGAGACUUAACCAAAAAGACACAGCUGUAAUCGCUGCCAAAGGUGAUUCUAACAUGUAUUGACUCAGGGGGUUGAAUACUUAUCUAAUCAAGAUAUAUUAGUGUUUUAUUUGUCAUUCAUCUUUAAAAAAUUACGAUUUCUUUUUCGAUUAUGACAUUAGAGUAUUUUGUGUAGAUCGUUGAAAAAAAAGACAAAUCAAUUUUAAUCCCAAUUUGUAACGCAACAAAAUGUGGAAAAAAUAAAUGGGUGUGAAUAAUUUCUGAAGGCAAUGUAAGUUCUGUGGUCAGUUUGUAACACCUUGUGAAUUAAAUUAAAGUAUAGUGGCUAGGGCAGAGUUUUCCAAACUCGGUCUUGGGGACCCCAAGGGGUACACAUUUUUGUUUUUGCCCUAGCACUACAGAGCUGAGUCAAAUAAUCAAAGCUUAAUGAUGAGUUUGUUAUUUGAAUCAGCUGUGUAGUGCUAGGGCAAAAACCAAAACGUGCACCCCUUGGUGUCCCCAGGACCGAGUUUGGGAAACACUGGGCUAGUGGGGCUCUACUUGGGGAGUGUGGGUCUGCCGAAAGACCGAAGUGAGAUGAGUGAUGCCACCGUGUCCCGAUCCAUAGGAUAGAGCCCCUCUCCACUCUCACCAAUAACCACCAUUGAAUCUUAGCUAUAAUGACAAACAAGGAAUAAUAAUGACUCGACAUCCUCUUCUAAUCUAACCAGAACUCUUAUUCAUUUUACAGCAGAUUUGCAAGUCACAAAAAUGUUAUAAUUUUACAUUGUAGUAUAGAUGAAUCCUUCCUUCCCUCUCUCCCAAGCUAAACUUAUCCUCCUCCCAGUUGUCCUCCCCCCUUUACCGCAUCCAAGCCAAGCUUGUCCCAACCGCCCACGCUUGCCCACCCAAGCCAAACUUGUCUCAACCUCCCAUCCUUGCCCACCCAAGCUAAGCUUGUCCCUACCUCCCAUCCUUGCACACCCUUACCCACCCAAGCCAAGCUUGUCCCAACCUCCCAUCUUUUCCCACCCUUCUUUCCUCUCAGACACACUUACACCCCAUCCAGCCAUCAACUUACUCAUCCAUUCUCAUUCAUUCCCACACAACACCCUAUGCAUCCACACACCCAUUCCCUCCCACCCUCCUACACAUAUUCAUAUUCACCAUCCCUCACUCCUCCCUCACACUCCCAUUCAUAUAUACACACACACACACACACACAUACACACACAAACACACGUAAACAGACACGCACAUCCAUAGAACAGUUAAUGACAUACAUGCUAUAUUUCACCCCUUGAAAUGCCUUUUCAGUGUUCAUGUAGCCCAUUGGCAUCAGCUACUUCUAUCAUUACUUCAUAGAGAAGAACAGUUGCUUGGGGAAAAUAUAGACAAUAUAGGUCUACUGAUUUAAUCAACGUGUUGACAGUGGAGUAGUCAAAUGCUGCUUUCUGUGUAGCAAAGCCCAUGUUUAACACCUGCUUCAUUCUUCAAUCAUACCUGUAUUGCAGAUAGCUGAGAAAAUGCCUCUUAAAAGGAAGCUUGAAGCCUGUGGAAGUCAGCAGACUCUUACAGGAUUCUACCUUUUUCCUGUGUUGUAAAUAAAUCAAAUUGCCACAUGCUCCGAAUACAACAGGUGUAGACAUUACAGUGAAACGCUUACUUACAAGCCCUUAACCAACAAUGCAUUUUUUAAAGAAAAUAAAAAAAAGUGUUAAGUAAAAAAAAGAAAAGCAAAUAACUACAGAGCAGCAGUAAAAUAAAAUAACAGUAGGGAGGCUAUAUACAGGGGGGUACCGGUGCAGAGUCAAUGUGCGGGGGCACCGGCUAGUGGAGGUAAUUGAGGUAAUAUGUACAGUGAGGGAAAAAAGUAUUUGAUUUCCUGCUGAUUUUGUACGUUUGCCCACUGACAAAGAAAUGAUCAGUCUAUAAUUUUAAUGGUAGGUUUAUUUGAACAGUGAGAGACAGAAUAACAACAACAAAAUCCAGAAAAACGCAUGUCAAAAAUUUUAUCAAUUGAUUUGCAUUUUAAUAAGGGAAAUAAGUAUUUGACCCCUCUGCAAAACAUGACAUAGUACUUGGUGGCAACUUGUUGGCAAUCACAGAGGUCAGACGUUUCUUGUAGUUGUCCACCAGGUUUGCACACAUCUCAGGAGGGAUUUUGUCCCACUCCUCUUUGCAGAUCUUCUCCAAGUCAUUAAGGUUUCGAGGCUGACGUUUGGCAACUCGAACCUUCAGCUCCCUCCACAGAUUUUCUAUGGGAUUAAGGUCUGGAGACUGGCUAGGCCACUCCAGGACCUUAAUGUGCUUCUUCUUGAGCCACUCCUUUGUUGCCUUGGCCGUGUGUUUUGGGUCAUUGUCAUGCUGGAAUACCCAUCCACGACCCAUUUUCAAUGCCCUGGCUGAGGGAAGGAGGUUCUCACUCAAGAUUUGACGGUACAUGGCCCCGUCCAUCGUCCCUUUGAUGCGGUGAAGUUGUCCUGUCCCCAUAGCAGAAAAAUACCCCCAAAGCAUAAUGUUUCCACCUCCAUGUUUGACGGUGGGGAUGGUGUUCUUGGGGUCAUAGGCAGCAUUCCUCCUUCUCCAAACACGGCGAGUUGAGUUGAUUCCAAAGAGCUCGAUUUUGGUCUCAUCUGACCACAACACCUUCACCCAGUUCUCCUCUGAAUCAUUCAGAUGUUCAUUGGCAAACUUCAGACGGGCAUGUAUAUGUGCUUUCUUGAGCAGGGGGACCUUGCGGGCCUUGCAGGCGCUUUCAGUCCUUCACGGCGUAGUGUGUUACCAAUUGUUUUCUUUGUGACUAUGGUCCCAGCUGCCUUGAGAUCAUUGACAAGAUCCUCCCGUGUAGUUCUGGGCUGAUUCCUCACCGUUCUCAUGAUCAUUGCAACUCCACGAGGUGAGAUCUUGCAUGGAGCCCCAGGCCGAGGGAGAUUGACAGUUAUUUUGUGUUUCUUCCAUUUGCGAAUAAUCGCACCAACUGUUGUCACCUUCUCACCAAGCUGCUUGGCGAUGGUCUUGUAGCCCAUUCCAGCCUUGUGUAGGUUUACAAUUUUGUCCCUGACAUCCUUGGAGAGUUUGGAAUCUGAUUAAUUGAUUGCUUCUGUGGACAGGUGUCUUUUAUACAGGGAACAAGCUGAUAUUAGGAGCACUCCCUUUAAGAGUGUGCUCCUAAUCUCAGCUCGUUACCUGUAUAAAAGACACCUGGGAGCCAGAAAUCUUUCUGAUUGAGAGGGGGUCAAAUACUUAUUUCCCUCAUUAAAAUGCAAACCAAUUUAUAACAUUUUUGACAUGCGUUUUUCUGGAUUUUGUUGUUGUUAUUCUGUCUCUCACUGUUCAAAUAAACCUACCAUUAAAAUUAUAGAUUGAUAAUUUCUUUGUCAGUGGGCAAACGUAAAAAAUCAGCAGGGGAUCAAAUACUUUUUUCCCUCACUGUACAUGUGGGUAGAGUUAAAGUGACUAUGCAUAAAUAAUAAAGUAGCAGCAGCGUAAAAGAGGGGGGUGGGGGGGGCAGUGCAAAUAGUCCGGGUAGCAAUGAUUAGCUGUUCAGGAGUCUUAUGGCUUGGGGGUAGAAGCUGUUGAGAAUCCUUUUGGACCUAGACUUGGCGUUCCGGUACCGCUUGCCGUGCGGUAAAAGAGAGAACAGUCUAUGACUAGGGUGGCUGGAGUCUUUGACAAUUUUGAGGGCCUUCCUCUGACACCGCCUGGAAUAGAGGUCCUGGAUGGCAGGAAGCUUGGCCCCAGUGAUGUACUGGGCCGUACGCACUACCCUCUGUAGUGCCUUGCGGUCGGAGGCCGAGCAGUUGCCAUACCAGGCGUGAUGCAACCAGUCAGGAUGCUCUUGAUGGUGCAGCUGUAGAACCUUUUGAGGAUCUGAGUACCCAUGCCAAAUAUUUUCAGUCUCCUGAGGGGGAAUAGGCUUUGUCGUACCCUCUUCACGACUGUCUUGGUGUGUUUGGACCAUGAUAGUUCGUUGGUGAUGUGCACACCAAGGAACUUGAAGCUCUCAACCUGUUCCACUACAGCCCCGUCGAUGAGAAUGGGGGCGUGCUCAGUCCUCUAUUUUUUCCUUUAGUCCACAAUCAUCUCCUUUGUCUUGAUCACGUUGAGGAAGAGGUUGUUAUCCUGGCACCACACGGCCAGGUCUCGGACCUCCUCCCUAUAGGCUGUCUCAUCGUUGUCGGUGAUCAGGCCUACCACUGUUGUGUCGUCAGCAAACUCAAUGAUGGUGUUGGAGUCUUGCCUGGCCUUGCAGUCAUGGGUGAACAGGGAGUACAGGAGGGGACUGAGCACGCACCCCUGAGGGGCCCCCGUGUUGAGGAUCAGCGUGGCAGAUGUGUUGUUACCUACCCUUAGCACCUGGGGGCAGCCCGUCAGGAAGUCCAGGAUCCAGUUGCAGAGGGAGGUGUUUAGUCCCAGGAUCCUUAGCUUAGUGAUGAGCUUUGAGGGCACUAUGGUGUUGAACGCUGAGCUGUAGUCAAUGAACAGCAUUCUCACGUAGGUGUUCCUCUUGUCCAGGUGGGAAAGGGCAGUGUGGAGUGCAAUAGAGAUUGCAUCGUCUGUGGAUCUGUUGGGGCGGUAUGCAAAUUGGAGUGGGCCUAGGGUUUCUGGGAUAAUGGUGUUAACGUGAGCCAUGACCAGCCUUUCAAAGCACUUCAUGGCUACAGACGUGAGUGCUACGGGUCGGUAGUCAUUUAGGCAGGUUAUCUUAGUGUCCUUGGGCACAGGGACUAUGGUGGUCUGCUUGAAACAUGUUGGUAUUACAGACUCAGUCAGGGACAUGUUGAAAAUGUCAGUGAAGACACUUGCCAGUUGGUCAGCACAUGCUCGGAGUACACGUCCUGGUAAUCCAUCUGGCCCUGCGGCCUUGUGAAUGUUGACCUGCUUAAAAGUCUUACUCACAUCGGCUACAGAGAGCUUGAUCACAUAGUCACCCGGAACAGCUGAUGCUCUCAUGCAUGCUUCAGUGUUGCUUGCCUCGAAGCGAGCAUAGAAGUAAUUUAGCUCGUCUGGUAGGCUUGUGUCACUGGGCAACUCGCGGCUGUGCUUCCCUUUGCAGUCUGUAAUAGUUUUCAAGCCCUGCCACAUCCGACGAGCGUCAGAACCGGUGUAGUACGAUUCGAUCUUAGUCCUGUAUUGCCUCUUUGCCUGUUUGAUGGUUCGUCGGAGGGCAUAGCGGGAUUUCUUAUAAGCGUCCGGGUUAGAGUCCCGCUCCUUGAAAGCGGCAGCUCUACCCUUUAGCUCAGUGCGGAUGUUGCCUGUAAUCCAUGGCUUCUGGUUGGGGUAUGUACGUACGGUCACUGUGGGGACGACGUCAUUGAUGCACUUAUUGAUGAAGCCAGUGACUGAUGUGGUGUACUCCUCAAUGCUAUCUGAAGAAUCCCGGAACAUAUUCCAGUCUGUGCUAGCAAAACAGUCCUGUAGCUUAGCAUCUGCAUCAUCUGACCACUUUUUUAUUAACCAAGUCACUGGUGCUUCCUGCUUUAGUUUUAAGGUAAAGGUGGUUUAGAGUUUUUUUUCCUCUGGUUGCACAUUUAACAUGCUGUUAGAAAUUAGGUAGAACGGAUGUAAGUUUCCCUACAUUAAAGUCCCCGGCCACUAGGAGCGCUGCCUCUGGAUGAGCGUUUUCCUGUUUACUUAUGGCCUUAUACAGCUCAUUGAGUGCAAUCUUAAUGCCAGCAUCGGUUUGUGGUGGUAGAUAGACAGCUACGAAAAAUAUAGAUGAAAAGUCUCUUGGUAAAUAGUGUGGUCUACAGCUUAUCAUGAGAUACUCUACCUCAAGCGAGCAAAACCUCGAGACUUCCUUAGUAUUAGAUUUUGUGCACCAGCUGUUGUUCACAAAUAUACACAGACCGCCACCCCUUGUCUUACCAGAGUCAGCCGUUCUAUCCUGCCGAUGUAGCGUAUAUCCCGUCAGCUGUAUGUUGUCCAUGUCGUCGUUCAGCCACGACUCGGUGAAACAUAAGAAUAUACAGUUUUUAAUGUCCCGUUGGUAGGAUAACUGUAAUCUUAGGUCGUCCAAUUUGUUCUCAAAUGAUUGAACAUUGGCUAAUAGGAUUGAUGGAAGAGGCAGUUUACUCUCUCGCCGUCGGAUCCUUACAAGGCACCCCGACCUACGUCCACGAUAUCUGUCUCUUUCUCAUGCGAAUGACAGGGAUUUGGGCCUUGUCGGGUGUCUGUAGGAUAUCCUUCGCGUCCGGCUCGUUGAUGAAAAAAUCUUCAUCCAAUACGAGGUGAGUAAUCGCUGUCCUGAUAUCCAGAAGCUCUUUUUGGUCAUAAGAGACGGUGGCAGAAACAUUAUGUACAGAAUAAAUUACAAAUAACGCAAAAAAACACACAUAAUAGUACAAUUGGUUAGAGGGCUCUAAAACGGCAGCCAUCUUCUCCGGCGCUAUGCCCUCCGACGACCUUUCCUCUCCUCUGUACAACAGCUGAUGAAACUAACACUGUAAAAGUGUGAAAACAUUUGAUCAAUGUUAUUUCCUGAUAGUUGCUGAAAAUACAGUCUAGCAUUAGAAUGUACCAGAAAACACCCCAGCCGGGCGAGCCUGGCUUGCUACUUUUUCUAUUUGGCUUGUGGAAAACACUGGAUUAGUAUGAAAAAAAAUUAUUAUUCACUCACUAACUGUAAGUCGCUCUGGAUAAGAGCGUCUGCUAAAUUACUUAAAUGUAAAUGUAUCCAAUGUCACUUAGACUGUAUGUACCUCCACUUUAAACUAUACCUUUUCUAGGAAGACUGUCUGCACUAGUACUGUCUGCGCUACACCAUUAGACCCAGAGAAGAGCAUGAGAAAGGUUACUCUGUGUCGUUCCCUAGGGAGUGUACUAAGUAGUGCAGUAGGGAGGGGAUUGGGUAUGUGGAGGGGUUGUUAGGGCCCUUAAGUAUCUGUGGCAGGUGUUGAAGGGGUCCUUGGGGUACUUGUAUUUGGGAGGGUUGUUGGGGGUGGUAUUUGGGCGAGUCUUGGGGUUAAUUUGAGUUGAUUUGGGAAGGAGGGAAACGGGGGUAAGAAAGGACAAGAGCAGAGGGGAGUGAAAAGGAGAGAUGGAACAGAAGAUGACUCUGUAGAGGAGAGGCAAAAUAAGGAGAGGACUCAGGAGAGUUGAUGAAAGGAGAGGAAAAGAGAAAGGAGGAGUGGAGGCAAAAUAAGGAGACAACUCAGCAGAGGAGAGGAAAGGGAAAGAGAGGGAUGAGAAGGGGACAGAGGGUUGUGGCCUCUAACAUCCAGGCCUUUAGAAUGGGCUGUAAGAAACACUGGAGACAAAUGACUGUGAUUCUCUAACAAGACCUCUGAGACACCAACAGAGGGAGGGAGGGAAGGAGAUAAAGGGGAAAAUUGAGGGAAUUAGUAAGAUGGAGAGGGGAGGAAGGGAUGGAUGGAUGGAGGAAGAGGGAGGGAGGAAGUUCAAAAGAGAGCGAGAGAGGGAAAGAGGAUGGAGAGGGAGGGAUGAGGGGAGAGGGAGGGAUGAGGGGAGAGAGGGAAAGAGGAUGGAGAGGGAGGGAUGAGGGGAGAGAGGGGGAGAGAGGGAAAGAGGAUGGAGAGGGAGGGAUGAGGGGAGAGAGGGAAAGAGGAUGGAGAGGGAGGGAUGAGGGGAGAGAGGGAGGGAUGAGGGGAGAGAGGGAAAUAGGAUGGAGAGGGAGGGAUGAGGGGAGAGAGGGAGGGAUGAGGGGAGAGAGGGAGAGGAUUACAGCAUAUUUAACCAGCAUAUAACAGUAUGCUGCCUUACACAGUCCUCGUCUAUCAAUACUGCUUCCCUCUCUUCUCUCAGUUCCCCCCUCUCUUUUACCAACUCCCUUCACUUAUUCCCACUAUUCUCUCAUUCACUCUUCUCCCUUACAUUCUCUCCUCCUUUUUCUCUCAUCCUCUAUCCUCCCUUCCCUCUUCCCCUCAUGUCCUUUUCUGAGCUGUAGGUGUUCUUGGAGCUACCCAGCAUGCAACAGCUUGACUCGUCCCCCACCUGCGUUCCUCCCUUCUUUCCUCUCCUCCUCUCCUCCUCCUGUCGUCCAGUUCUGUCGGGGGUUCUCAUCGCCCACUCUUAG
This is a messenger RNA of Coregonus sp. 'balchen', 52244 nucleotides long. The record is from the annotation of a GenBank genome assembly. NCBI's taxonomy places the organism in Eukaryota, Metazoa, Chordata, Actinopteri, Salmoniformes, Salmonidae.